This is a messenger RNA of Porites lobata, 45162 nucleotides long. NCBI's taxonomy places the organism in Eukaryota, Metazoa, Cnidaria, Anthozoa, Scleractinia, Poritidae. The record is from the annotation of a GenBank genome assembly.
AUGGAGAACGGAAAACAGGAACAUAGCAUUUCAGAGGAGGGUGAUAUGGCACAAAGCAAGCCAAAACAGCGAGGAGUCGGCUGUAACCCUUUUAAGAGAAGAUAUGAAAAAGAUGCCAGUGAAAAAUGCGAGGUACCUUUGGUAGGUUUCGAACCCAAAGCCGCGAACCAACGACACUCAAUUGUUUAUGAUUCAGCUCUGGAAAGUAGUGAGGUCGUAACUCCAAUAUCACCUCAUGCUUUAAAGUUGUUUGAAGCUAUUCGAGAAGAUGAAAUGGAGCUGGUCGAAGCGGAGCUUUCUACCCUAACAGAUAAGUGCGAAAUUGAUAAAUUAGUCGGACAGGGGUUUGCCCUAAUCCAUGUCGCUGCUCGGUAUAAUUUCAGCAGAUCAGUGACAAACCUGCUAGAUCGUGGAGCGAAUAUCAACGUGGGGACGAGUGACUAUCGAUGGACGCCUCUUCAUUUAGCAGCCAGGUGUGUUGAAAGGUUUAAAUUAUUAUAUUCUACAUUAUCUAUUCUAACGUUUCAGAAUCGACUCUUGAAAUUUCCAUAAUAUUUACACAAAUCAUAAGCUCCUAUAGUUUCUGUUAGGUCUCCUCGCCACUUCUUUUUUUCUUCUUUUCCUAUAUUUUUUGUAAUUAUUGUGUGGCGAAUAAAAUAAAAUAAAUUAUCGCUAGCUUGCGCAAGCGGAUGUGUGCAACAGAUCGUUUGUUAAAUAGUGUAAGAAUUUGUUUAUAAUAAUAAUAAUAAUAGUCUUUAUUGCUAAAAGAUAAAAGUACACAUCUUUUGUUACAUUCUAGUAUACGCUCAAUAAAAAUUUACCCUAAAAAUUAAACUAGUUACACCACAAAUAAAAUGUUACGUAGAAACUUCCUUAUCUUGCGUCUAAAAAUCAUUCUAUUUACAUAAGAUGUCAUAAAUCGUUCACUAUUAACCUUGGGGAGGGCAUACCGUUUUUUACGCAGAUUAUAUUUAUUCUCCUUUGUUGGUGGUAAGUACGAGCCUAGCGGAUGGUUAUCUACAGAGAUAAUAGCCUUUAAAAUCUUGCAGUCCUGUCUAUAUAAAAGAUCCUUAAUAGAAACUGGAGAAGAAGCAAAGCGGUGCUUGUGGCAGCGAUCCAACAAACAGCUGUAUAAUAUUCAAAUGUGAUCCAGACGCUCCAUACACAGAAAGGCAAUAUGAAAAAUUCGGUAGAACUAAGGACUUAAAUAAAUGUUCUAUCUUUACUUGAGAGUAUUGCUCCUUUCUAAGAGACCUUACAACAUGCAAACGUCUGUUUCCUUUGACUAAUUUCAUUCUAUAUUGCAUUUGUUAUUUUGAGGAAACUAACUUUUAUUGCUUUCUUUUGAGGCUGAAGUAGAACAAUCCAAUAUUCCCCUCUGUCUGCUUUCAUUUGAAACUUUACAUAUUGUAUGUUGUAUUUGACAAAUCAGGUAUUAAAAGGAACGUCAUCACGUUCUAUACUGUUCAGUAACAAUUUCCGUAUCUUUUAGCGAUACAUUGGCUUUUAAACCUCAAAAUUAAAAGCAUCUCGAUAUUGAAACAGAUCAUUUUCAAUCCUCUCUUUCUCAGAUCAAUUACGUGGCUUCUAUCUUUAGUUAACAAAUACACUCCCAAGGGCUUUUUUUGGAUUAUUGAUUUGCAAAUGUCUCUAAGUUUGAUGGAAAGGAAGUCUCCGCGAUUGAGUUUUGACUGUUCUUGCACACAUAAGAUCCAUGGUAAUUUAAAUCAAAAUUUGGAGAAAGAAGGAAAGCUUUUACAAUGUAGAAGAAAUGUGUGAUCAGGGCGUGACUAUGAGGCUGUGGUUUAUAGUUUUAAUUUAAGUACCCAGUUUCAUGGAAAAUUUCACCUUUGGGAGUAAAACAACCAACCUGCCCUUUAGAAUGUCUGACUGGGUGAAAAAGACGGCGAAGAUGAAUCGAACUCUAGCGUUCCUUAAAACAAAGUCAGUCCGCAGAGGGUACACCUGGGAAUUCUUGGUUGGGCAGUGCCGCCAUGUUCUCCAAUUCCUGACCAUAUUUCGUACCAAAAAAUGUCAUUUUUCACAUCCGUUUUAAGACCCCGCCUGUAAAAUCCAUACCCAUUCUCAGACCUGGCCUUUAUGAAAUUAUGCCAUCAUUACUUAGAUUAGAACAGCAACAAGAAAGAUUUCUAAAAAUCCAUUUCGAAUUUGCAUAUUUAUCUUUAUUUGGAAUUGAAACAAUUACACUCCCGUCGUUCCCUAGAAAACCAAACCCGAUUCCAGACCAAAAUGAGCAAAGUCUAUACCCGUUUUCAGACCAAAACUGCGCAAAAUCCCUACCCUUUGGAGAAGCACCAUCCUCAGAGACCUAGGGACAGUUAGUCGGGUCGAUAAAAUGUUCGCGGUGAAAGUUUACCCCCCCCCCCCCGGAUCAGCGCAAGGUCCCUAAUCUUGUUGUGGUCUGACAGUCUUCUACGUAUAAAAUUGUCAAAGUUAUAAAGCCUUUUUAAAAAAAAAUGCCUCAAAGGAUUCUGGGAGAUUUUCUAUGAUAAUUAUAAUUUACUUUCAUUAUACUAUUACAUGAAAAAUUUCUGCAAUUUGAUUGGCUUAGAGCAGUGGUAUUUCAGCUUAAUUUGAAAUACCUACAUUUGAAAAUUACAAAACCUUUCCGGGUAGUAGUAUAAACAAAUAAUAGCAUGAUUUGUACGUGAUAUUUCAAAAUUGUCUCAAAUUUCACCCGCCUAUCGGCUCGUGAAAUUAAGUGUAACAAGUUUGAAAUAUCCGCACUCGUGGUAUUUAUGUCAAAUAUCACUAGAAAUCAUGUUAUUACCUAAUACCUGUACUAAUUAUGGUAUUAGUAUGGGUACUGAAAUGGUAACGAAUGAAAUCUGCAGGAAAUAAUUUCGCGCGUGUUUUGUCUUAAAGGCCCGGGGAAAUUAUUGCCCCCUCAGGGUUCCGGACCCUAAAAUCCCCCGCGUAGAGAAGUAUCGUUUUUUUUUUCAUUGUAUUGGUAAAAUGUCAAAUCUUCUCGAUUUGAAGAAACUAGGCGCGUAAGGUGGUCCCAGUUAAUUUUUCAGCAUGCGCGGGAAGUGGUCUUGGGUAAUGCUGUUCAGUAAGCGUCCAAGGUGGUAUUGGAAAGUUCUGGAAAUACGUCGUUGACCAGUCAGCAUUAGAUUCCAUCCUCCAAAACCACUUUUCCCUUUUACCUGCACUUACGUAAAAUCUCUAAGUCUCUUCAAAUUGUUACUCUAAAUAAGGCCUUUGAUACCGUCAAUCAUUCAAUCUUACUGAAAAAACUUAAUCACUAUGGUAUCACGGGCAUCAUUUAACGACUGGUUUUCUUCGUACCUUCUUGGCCGUUCACAAGUGACUGAAAUAGAUUCUAAUUUAUGGACCAUUAAUAAGAUCUCAUGUGGUGUCCCACCAGGCUCUGUUCUUGGUCCUUUGUUAUUCCUAAUUUAUAUUAAUGAUUUUCAUAACGCUUCAGCGAAGUUUGUUGUAUGGCGACAAAAAUCUUAAAUCUCUUGAAAAAACGGUCAAUAACGAACUGGUCAGAGUCUCGGAUUGGCUCAAUGCAAAUAAGCUAACAUUAAAUGCUAAAUAGUCAAACUUAGUUAUCUUUCGUCCUCACCUACGUAAGAUGGACCAUUCGGUCAAUAUUCUAAUGUUUGAUAACAGUAAUCACAUUCUUACUUCCCUUGAGUGUAAGGAUCAUGUAAAAUAUGUAGGUGUCUUACUGGAUAGUCAUUUGAGCUGGAAAUACCACAUUGACAAUGUAUCACUAAAAAAAAGUAAAAAUUGCAAGGAGAGACAGGCCGCACAUCUUAGCCUCAAAUCGGUGUGAAACCUUUGAAAACCUUCUACAUAUUGAUAUUGCUCCAUUGAGGAGUACUCUUUCAGGGAUUUUACACUCGAAAAAUUGAACGAUGAUUUUUAUCGAUAUCAGGAGCCCAUGACUCUGUCAGUAUAAAUAUACAUAGCUUCUUUGUACCGGACCAAGAUACGGCUGGGUACAGUAUAUGUUCAGCACAGGAAAAAAGUGCAAGUUUAACAGAACCUUAAACAACCCACAGUCAAUUCAGUUCGCGCGUAUUCCUGCUGAAUUUGUUGUCCGUUUUAUAAGAUAUCAAUAUCGUAUGAAAGUAAUGACAUUUUCCAUAGCUGCUUAGUAUCUACUUUUAAUAUCUCCGUACAGUCUCAGAGUACAAUGUUUAGAGUUUUACACAGCAUACAUUUUAGAUAGAUAGAUAGAUAGAUACAUAGAUAGAUAGAUAGAUAGAUAGAUAGAUAGAUAGAUACAUAGAUAGCUAUAGAUAGAUAGAUAGAUAGAUAGAUAGCUAUAGAUAGAUAGAUAGAUAGAUAGAUAGAUAGAUAGAUAGAUAGAUAGAUAGAAGAUAGAUAGAUAGAUAGAUAGAUAGAUAGAUAGAUAGAUAGAUAGAUAAGUAGUUAGGUAGGUAGGUAGGUAGGUGGGUAGGUAAGAAACUUAGUUUACGGUACGAUAAAAAGAUCAGCAUUGCUGGUGGGGUCGUGCAUACAACAAUUACAAGAAAAAUAAGGAGUACUGAAAGCAAAUGUACCCUUAAAAAUUCAAAACUGUUAAAUGUAUUCUUGUAUUACGUACAGUAUCACCGGGAUAAAGCGUUUCAUUUUUCCGGAAAAUUCCACUUUCUCGUCAAAACAAUUACUGACUCAGACAGACUCGGAUUAGUUAACUUGAAUUUAGUGUUCAGUACAGCGAACGGGGUUAUGUUCUGUGAAAUUUAUCUACAGUCUGUGGUCCACCACUGAUCCACGAUUUAUUUAUUUAUUUAUUUUAUUUUCAAGUUCUUUUUUAAACGAUCCUCUAUCCCUGAUUUCUCGAUCCUCUAUCCUGAUUUUCCAGUAAAACCUUGAAGUUUUGCUCAUUAAGAUUAUUCUUUUUUUCCGACCACUGAAGUGAUCAGUUGUUCCAAAAUAAUCAACGCUUUCAAGUCAUAGAAUUCUUGGACCAACCUGUUCCGGAAAAGCUCGAUAUGGGAUUUGUAUUAACUAUGGACAUGAAGUGCUGCAAGUAGAGUGUGCGGUUAAUCAAGUUCAAAGCUACCCGUAUAAACACAUCCGUGACACGUUGGGGUGGAUUUCCACUGAUGCGUUUUUGGCUCCGCACGUUAACGCACGUAAAUUUUAAUCACGUAAAUCAAAUAGAGGUAAGACAUAAAGUAUUGAGAUUAAACAUCAAAUUAAGCGAGUUUCUACCUUUGUACGUGCGGCCUUUCAUACAUUGCCUUUAUUUUAUUUGCGAACGCAAAUUUUACGCACGUCCGCACGUAAAAAUUACGUGACAGUGGAUACUUCAUAUCUCAAGUAUUUAUGAAGUGGAAGUGGAAUCUCUUUGCAUUGCACGCAUCCACUGUAGAUUCUCUGAGAGUAUACUUUUCUCGGCUCUUUUCUGUAAACAGGAAGAAGAGCGUUCUCGGCUUUCACGCGGGCCACAUUUACUGAAUCUCCGUUCCCUUCGUACUCAUUGAUCAAUGUCUUGCGCUGGGUCUCAUGGCGUUUCUCGGCUUUAUCAAAAAUGCGUGACCAAGGCUCUAUGCUUUCUGUUUCUUCUUGGGAAGACUCCGUUCCUUGGCUAGAGACUUCGCUUUCUUCAUAUUUUCCAGCACCUUGUUGAAUAAGGUUGUAAUGGAGGUUACUGUUCCACAUAUUUUUGGUUCGAACCGCACACGUUCUGAUAGGAAACUAAACUUCACAAAGUAACGCGUCCCUUUUAUAGAAAAUUGGUCAAGGCAGGGUUACUAAGCGUUCUCCUUCAUGAAUAAUGAACGAUCUUACAUCGACCAGUUAUUUAGAAGAUAAGACGGGCCAAAGCAAGGCUUAAAAGGCCAAACAAAGGUAAAAAGGGCCAAACGAACAUCAAAAAGCCAAAACCAGGACAAAAGGGACAAAAAGGACUAUCGGGCCAAGUUUCGUAAUACUUUCUCUUCCUUGCCAUAUCUUCAGUCUAUGUAUCUUUGGGAAAUUCUCUAGGCGGCCCGCCCACAAGAAGUACCAGUUACUAAAGGGAGAUAUAAACUUUUUAAUUAGGCACUUGAUAAAGAUGAUGAUGAUUCCAAUAUUGAGAGCUAUUGCGUGACUAAGGACGGGAGACACCCACACGUGUGCAUGAGAAAAACAAAACAAAGACACGUGGGUAAAAAUGGCCCGUUUGUCUCCUUCUGUCCCUUUGGGCCUAGCUUUGGCUAUUUUUAUCCAUUAAUUUCCAAUAUUGAUAUCUGUCGAUUAACUACGUCUGGCCAAAACCAGGCCAAAUAGCCUAUUGGUCUGUCUUUUGUUUUCUUUAAACAAUGACAGAAUGCAUAAUUAAUUUAUGGGGUCAUAUAUACGGAAAUCUUGCCAAAAAUUUUUCUUCAAGUCAGGUUUCUAUUUUUAACGGAAAAGGCAGCCAGUAGUCCAUGAGCCAAGGCCCCCAAAAGUGAUUUUCGUAGCAUUCCCUUUGGGACCAAGUAAUUCUGGUACCAAAUUAAAGCUUAUUGACUAUAUUUGAUGAAUUCACUUGUUGCCCGGCUGGCAACUUGCACUUUAAGGAGAUAAGGGAGCGUUUUUAACGCGGGGAGGGUGGGGAGCAUUUUUUGUCUUAUGAACUUCUGUGUUAUUUUGUGUUAUUUGUUUUUUAAUAAUACAGACAAAAAAUGCUCCCCACCCUCCCCCCGUUAAAAACGCCGCCGUAUCUCCUUAACGUGCAAGUUGCCAGCCAGGCAAUAAGUGAAUUCAUAAAAUAUAGUCAAUAAGCUUUAAUUUGGUACCAAAAUAGCUUGGUCCCAUAGGGGGUGCUACGAAAAUCAUUUCUUGACAUCAUUUCAGGAUUUGGCUCAUGGACUACAGGUGAUCCUCAGUAUUUGCUCUGAAUUUUACCAAAUUGGAACACAUAUUUAUUUACUCACAUACUUAUUCAUACUUGGCAAAACGAAUGCAAGUGUACGUGAGUUGAGUUGCUUUUAUAAUUAAGGGUUUCACUGUUCUGAAUGUUUUCACUUCGAUCGUGUAGAAUAUGGAGAACGGAAAACAGGAACAUAGCAUUUCAGAGGAGAGCGAUAUGGCAAAAAGCAAGCCAAAACAGCGGGGAGUCGGCUGUAACCCUUUUAAGAGCAGAUAUGAAAAAGAUGCCAGUGAAAAAUGCGAGGUACCUUUGGUAGGUUUCGAACCCAAAGCCGCGAACCAACGACACUCAAUUGUUUAUGAUUCAGCUCUGGAAAGUAGUGAGGUCGUAACUCCGAUAUCAGAUCAUGCUUUAAAUUUGUUUGAAGCUAUCCGAGAAGAUGAAAUGGAUCUGGUCGAAGCCGAGCUUUCUACCCUAACAGAUAAGUGCGAAAUUAAUAAAUUAGUCGGACAGGGGUUUGCCCUAAUCCAUGUCGCUGCUCGGUAUAAUUUCAGCAGAUCAGUGACAAAACUGCUAGGUCGUGGAGCGAAUAUCAACGUGGGGACGAGUGACUAUCGAUGGACGCCUCUUCAUUUAGCAGCCAGGUGUGUUGAAAGAUUUAAAUUAUUAUAUUCUACAUUAUCUAUUCUAACGUCUCAGAAUCGACCCUUGAAAUUGCCAUAUUAUUUACACAAAUCACUGAAAUUAUCGCUAGCUUGCGCAAGCGGAUUUGUACAACAGAUCGUUUGUUAAAUAGUGUAAGAAUUUGUUUAUAAUAAUAAUAAUAAUAGUCUUUAUUGCUAAAAGAUAAAAGUACACAUUUUUUGUUACAUUCUAGUAUACACUCAAUAAAAAUUUACCGUAAAAAUUAAACUAGUUACACCACAAAUAAAAUGUUACGUAGAAACUACCUUAAUUUAUCUUGCGUUUAAAAAUCAGUCUACUUACAUAAGAUGUCAUAAAUCUUUCAGUAUUAACCUUGGGGAGGGCAUACUGUUUUUUAUGCAGAUUAUAUUUAUUCUCCUUUGUUGGUGGUAAGUACGAGCCUAGCGGAUGGUUAUCUACAGAGAUAAUAGCCUUUAAAAUCUUGCAGUCCUGUCUAUAUAAAAGAUCCUUAAUAGAAACUGGAGAAGAAACAAAGCGGUGCUUGUGGCAGCGAUCCAACAAACAGUUGUAUAAUAUUCAAAUGUGAUUCAGACGCUCCAUACACAGAAAAGCAAUAUGUAAAAUUCGGUAGAACUAACUUAAAUAAAUGUUCUAUCUCUACUUGAGAGUAUUGCUCCCUCCUAAAAGACCUUAAAACAUGCAAACGUCUGUUUCCUUUAACUAAUUUCAUUCUUUAUUGCAUUUGUUAUUUUGAGGAAACUAACUUUUAUUGCUUUCUUUUGAGGCUGAAGUAGAACAAUCCAAUAUUCCGCCCUGUCUACUAUCAUAUGAAACUUUACAUAUUGUAUGUUGUAUUUGACAAAUCAGGUAUUAAAAGGAAAGUCAUCACGUCCUAUACUGUUGAGUAACAAUUUCCGUAUCUUAUAGCGAUACAUUGGCUUUUAAAGCUCAAAAUUAAAAGCAUCUCGAUAUUAAUUGAAACAGAUCAUUUUCAAUCCUCUCUUUCUCAGAUCAAUUACGUGGCUUCUAUCUUUAGUUAACAAGUACAGUCCCAAGGGCUUUUUUUGGAUUAUUGAUUUGCAAAAGUUUGAUGGAAAGGAAGUCUCCGCGAUUGAGUUUUGACUGUUCUUGCUCACAUAAGAUCCAUGAUAAUUUAAAUCAAAAUUUGGAGAAAGAAGGAAAGCUUUUACGAUGUAGAAGAAAUGAGUGAUCAGGGCGUGACUAUGAGCCUGUGGUUUAUAGUUUUCAUUUAAGUACCCAGUUUCAUGGAUAAUUUCACCUGUGGGGGUAAAACUUUAGAAUGCCUAACUGAAAAGAAAAAAAGACGGCGAAGAUGAAUCGAACUCUAGCGUUCCUUAAAACAAAGUCAGCCCCCCCGGGGGGGGGGGGUACACCUGGGAAUUCUUGGUUGGGCAGUGCCGCCAUGUUGUCCAAUUCCUGACCCUAUUUCAUACCAAAAAAUGUCUUUUUCACAUCCGUUUUCAGACCCCACCUCUAAAAUCCAUACCUAUUCUCAGACCUGGCCUUUAUGAAAUUAUGUCAUCAUUACUUAGAUUAGAACAGCAACAAAAAAGAUUUCUUAAAAUCCAUUUCGAACUUGCAUAUUUAUCUUUAUUUGGAAUUGAAACAAUUACACUCCCGUAGUUCCCUAGAAAACCAAACCCGUUUUCAGACCAAAACUGCGCAAAAUCCCUACUCUUUGGAGAAGCACCAUCCUAGGAGACCUAGGGACAGUUAGUCGGGUCGAUAAAAUGUUCGCGGUGAAAGUUUUCUGCUAUAUGUCUUAUAUAGGGGGGUACACCCCCCCCCCCCCGGAUCAGCGUAAGCUCCCUAAUCUUGUUGUGGUCUGACAGUCUUCUACGUAUAAAAUUGUCAAAGUUAUAAAGCCUUUUUAAAAAAAAAUGCCUCAAAGGAUUCUGGGAGAUUUUCUAUGAUAAUUAUAAUUUACUUUCAUUAUACUACUACAUGAAAAAUUUCUGCAAUUUGAUUGGCUUAGAGCAGUGGUAUUUCAGCUUAAUUUGAAAUACCUACAUUUGAAAAUUACAAAACCUUUCCGGGUAGUAGUAUAAACAAAUAAUAGCAUGAUUUGUACGUGAUAUUUCAAAAUUGUCUCAAAUUUCACCCGCCUAUCGGCUCGUGAAAUUAAGUGUAACAAGUUUGAAAUAUCCGCACUCGUGGUAUUUAUGUCAAAUAUCACUAGAAAUCAUGUUAUUACCUAAUACCUGUACUAAUUAUAGUAUUAGUAUGGGUACUGAAAUGGUAACGAAUGAAAUCUGCAGGAAAUAAUUUCGCGCGUGUUUUGUCUUAAAGGCCCGGGGAAAUUAUUGCCCCCUCAGGGUUCCGGACCCUAAAAUCCCCCGCGUAGAGAAGUAUCGUUUUUUUUUUCAUUGUAUUGGUAAAAUGUCAAAUCUUCUCGAUUUGAAGAAACUAGGCGCGUAAGGUGGUCCCAGUUAAUUUUUCAGCAUGCGCGGGAAGUGGUCUUGGGUAAUGCUGUUCAGUAAGCGUCCAAGGUGGUAUUGGAAAGUUCUGGAAAUACGUCGUUGACCGGUCAGCAUUAGAUUCCAUCCUCCAAAAUCACUUUUCCCUUUUACCUGCACUUACGUAAAAUCUCUAAGUCUCUUCAAAUUGUUACUCUAAAUAAGGCCUUUGAUACCGUCAAUCAUUCAAUCUUACUGAAAAAACUUAAUCACUAUGGUAUCACGGGCAUCAUUUAACGACUGGUUUUCUUCGUACCUUCUUGGCCGUUCACAAGUGACUGAAAUAGAUUCUAAUUUAUGGACCAUUAAUAAGAUCUCAUGUGGUGUCCCACCAGGCUCUGUUCUUGGUCCUUUGUUAUUCCUAAUUUAUAUUAAUGAUUUUCAUAACGCUUCAGCGAAGUUUGUUGUAUGGCGACAAAAAUCUUAAAUCUCUUGAAAAAACGGUCAAUAACGAACUGGUCAGAGUCUCGGAUUGGCUCAAUGCAAAUAAGCUAACAUUAAAUGCUAAAUAGUCAAACUUAGUUAUCUUUCGUCCUCACCUACGUAAGAUGGACCAUUCGGUCAAUAUUCUAAUGUUUGAUAACAGUAAUCACAUUCUUACUUCCCUUGAGUGUAAGGAUCAUGUAAAAUAUGUAGGUGUCUUACUGGAUAGUCAUUUGAGCUGGAAAAACCACAUUGACAAUGUAUCACUAAAAAUAAGUAGAAUUAUUGGAGUUAUUGCCCGUCUUCAGCACCUCGUCCCUUUUACCACUCUAUUAAGUAUUUAUCGCUCUUUGACACUACUCUACCUAUCCUAUGGCUAGGCUGCUUGGGGCCAAGCUGCUAAAUCCCAUUUACAAAAAAUCUUCGUGCUACAAAAACGUGUACUUCGGUUGAUGUAUUUUUCUGAACCCAGAGCACAUGCGGUGCCUUUAUUUACCUCCUCAAAAAUGCUUCCUUUAAAUAUGUUAUACGUUGAAACAGUUUCCUCAAUAAUGUUCGACAUCUCAUCUCUAACUGGUCCCACUAACGUUAUUAAUCUAUUCAUUAAAGCUAAUGAAAAGCAUAAUCGCAAGACCAGGUUGUUCUCCUUCCGCAAUUUUUAUUUUAAACGAUCGAGACUGAAUCAAAACCAUGGUUCUUUUGCUAGUUUCGGAGCUAAGUUUUAUAACUCCAUUUGCGAUGACCUUCGUCACCUCCCCAAGAGAGCUUACGAAAAACAUAUCAAUGACAUGUUAUUUUCCUUAUUAGAGGCCAAGGGCGAUUAUGUUGAAUCGCCGAUUCUGCUUCAAAAAAAUAGCUAACUAUCGAGCAAAUACAGAGUUUAAUUUAUAAAGUAUAGAUAUCGUAAUUUAGUGUCGCAGUUAAUUUUACGUGUUUCAAGUAGUUGAUUUUGUAAAUGUUAUCAAUUAAUGUUUAAGCUUUAUUUCACUUAUUUAUAUAUAUCUAGUUAUUUAUUUCUUUAUUCAUCAAUUUAUUUGUUAUUUAUUACUGAUUGCUGUACGUAAUUUUGUCAGCAAUUUCAACUAACCACCUGCUAUUUGCGGGCGGAAAUGGACUUUAUGUAAAUGUAGAUUGUUAAUAAUAAUAAAGUGUGUGAAAGUUUUUUUUUUAAAAAAAUGUGGCGUAAGUGGGAUUCACAUUCGCGGCCCUAGAAACCGGUGAAAUCCAUCGUCUAUACCACUAUUUGACUGAAACUUAAAUUUUGUUUUACAUUUUUAUAUUUAGUGACAAACCUAACAGUAAAUGAAAGCUAACCAUUUCGAGUCAGCGCUUAGCAAGACGCCAAUCGGGAAAAGAAAAUAUAUGAAAAAAAAAAAAACGACAAGAAAGAAAAAACAAGCUUUUGCAAGAAUCUUACCCGGCACACUUUGUCUGCGAGAAAUAUUUCUCACCACAACGCUACGUGACGAAAUGGAUUUGACGUAUUGUUUGACGUAUAGGUUUUCACGUAUUGACGGUAUUGUAUUGUAAGUAUUGUUUUUCAAGUAUUUUCCCGUAGGAGCUAAGUUUAACGCUGAUCGUCUCGUAUUAAACACGAAUACGCCGCUUCAGGGAAAAACCGGAAGUUGCAUGGAAGCGAGGCCUAAGGGCCCUCAUACUCAAAAAGGCGACGUAACGACAAGAUUCUUGUAAGCAAAAAAAGACAAGAACGCUCUUAGUAGCGUUGAGUCUCGCUUGCUUGGAGAUGAGUUUUGUUGUCAAAGGCCCCGGUGCUGUUAUACUACUUUUUCGUUUGGAAUACAAAACGAGUGCUGUAUGUCAUAAUGUAUAUACUCAAAAAGUAAAAAUUGCAAGGAGAGACAGGCCGCACAUCUUAGCCUCAAAUCGGUGUGAAACCUUUGAAAACCUUCUACAUAUUGAUAUUGCUCCAUUGAGGAGUACUCUUUCAGGGAUUUUACACUCGAAAAAUUGAACGAUGAUUUUUAUCGGUAUCAGGAGCCCAUGACUCUGUCACUAUAAAUAUACAUAGCUUCUUUGUACCGGACCAAGAUACGGCUCGGUACAGUAUAUGUUCAGCACAGGAAAAAAGUGCAAGUUUAACAGAACCUUAAACAAUCCACAGUCAAUUCAGUUCGUGCGUAUUCCUGCUGAAUUUGUUGUCCGUUUUAUAAGAUAUCAAUAUCGUAUGAAAGUAAUGACAUUUUCCAUAGCUGCUUAGUAUCUACUUUUAAUAUCUCCGUACAGUCUCAGAGUACAAUGUUUAGAGUUUUACACAGCAUACAUUUUAGAUAGAUAGAUAGAUAGAUAGAUAGAUAGAUAGAUAGAUAGAUAGAUAGAUAGAUAGAUACAUACAUACAUACAUACAUACAUACAUACAUACAUAGAUAGAUAGAUAGAUAGAUAGAUAGAUAGCUAUAGAUAGAUAGAUAGAUAGAUAGAUAGAUAGAUAGAUAGAUAGAUAGAUAGAUAGAUAAGUAGGUAGGUAGGUAGGUGGGUAGGUAGGUGGGUAGGUAAGAAACUUAGUUUACGGUACGAUAAAAAGAUCAGCAUUGCUGGUGGGGUCGUGCAUACAAAAAUUACAAGAAAAAUAAGGAGUACUGAAAGCAAAUGUACCCUUAAAAAUUCAAAACUGUUAAAUUUAUUCUUGUAUUACGUACAGUAUCACCGGGAUAAAGCGUUUCAUUUUUCCGGAAAAUUCCACUUUCUCGUCAAAACAAUCACUGACUCAGACAGACUCGGAUUCGUUAACUUGAAUUUAGUGUUCAGUACAGCGAACGGGGUUAUGUUCUGUGAAAUUUAUCUACAGUCUGUGGUCCACCACUGAUCCACGAUUUAUUUAUUUAUUUAUUUUAUUUUCAAGUUCUUUUUAAACGAUCCUCUAUCCCUGAUUUCUCGAUCCUCUAUCCUGAUUUUCCAGUAAAACCUUGAAGUUUUGCUCAUUAAGAUUAUUCUUUUUUUCCGACCACUGAAGUGAUCAGUUUUUCCAAAAUAAUCAACGCUUUCAAGCCAUAGAAUUCUUGGACCAACCUGUUCCGGAAAAGCUCGAUAUGGGAUUUGUAUUAACUAUGGACAUGAAGUGCUGCAAGUAGAGUGUGCGGUUAAUCAAGUUCAAAGCUACCCGUAUAAACACAUCCGUGACACGUUAGGGUGGAUUUCCACUGAUGCGUUUUUGGCUCCGCACGUUAACGCACGUAAAUUUUAAUCACGUAAAUCAAAUAGAGGUAAGACAUAAAGUAUUGAGAUUAAACAUCAAAUUAAGCGAGUUUCUACUUUUGUACGUGCGGCCUUUCAUACAUUUCCUUUAUUUUAUUUGCGAACGCAAAUUUUACGCACGUCCGCACGUAAAAAUUACGUGACAGUGGAUACUUCAUAUCUCAAGUAUUUAUGAAGUGGAAGUGGAAUCUCUUUGCAUUGCACGCAUCCACUGUAGAUUCUCUGAGAGUAUACUUUUCUCGGCUCUUUUCUGUAAACAGGAAGAAGAGCGUUCUCGGCUUUCACGCGGGCCACAUUUACUGAAUCUCCGUUCCCUUCGUACUCAUUGAUCAAUGUCUUGAGCUGGGUCUCAUGGCGUUUCUCGGCUUUAUCAAAAAUGCGUGACCAAGGAUCUAUGCUUUCUGUUUCUUCUUGGGAAGACUCCGUUCCUUGGCUAGAGACUUCGCUUUAUUAUAUACAUACUGAGAAAUACUCACCAAAAAGCUAUGUCGUAAACUUUCGUACGCAAAUUAGUUAUAGCCAAUCAGAGAAGCGAACGAUGGUUUUCACACGUGAAAAAAACGAUACGUCCAAUCAGAAUCGCGAACGAUGUUUUUUCACGUGUGAGAAAAAUGAUACGUCCAAUCAGAAGCCACAGAGGUGUAGGAGUUUCGCGCCAAAAUUCCCGCCUUUUAUUGCAGCUUGCAGCGCCGCUUCGCACACAUUUAUCAACGAGAAAAGUUUUACUCAAGGAGUUUUUCUCGCUAAAAAAGUGAAAAACAUUUCGGAAAUGGAGUGGAAUAGUUUCGUUUGUUUCACUGUCGAUAAAAAAAUACGGUAGAGAGCGGUGAAACAACAGCGGAAAGGGAUAAACAGAACGAGACGUAAGCUUUUGUUGUGCUUUUUGUCGGAGCUACUUUGUCUUUCAUUUAAGCUUAAGCUUAUAUUGAAACCGGUCAUUUUACUUAAAUUCACUCAUUUUCAAUUGUGCAUUGAGAACAAACAGUUAAGAUUACUUACAGUUCUUGGAUUACCUCAUAUCCUUACCAUCAUUUAGGUUUUUAACAAACGUUUUUACUCAAAAGCUGAUACUUCGUUUUCGUUGUCAUUUUGCGGUAAGUGUGUAGCGGCAAAAUUUAGCAUUUUUGAAAGAUUUAAAAUAAAAAGGCCGCGAAAAUGAUGAAUGUCUCAGUAUGUAUAUAAUAAACACAAUACCACAUGGAAAGUCCUUUGUACAGUAUUUAUGCACUCGUUGUUUUUGUAUCAGAAAUCUUACUCGUUCGCUGCGCUCACUCGUUCGAUUUCUGACACGUCAACAACUCGUGCGUAAAUACCGUACGCCAGCACUUUCCAUGAAGUAUUCUCUAUUUCUUCAUAUUUUCCAGCACCUUGUUGAAUAAGGUUGUAAUGGAGGUUACUGUUCCACAUAUUUUUGGUUCGAACCGCACACGUUCUGAUAGGAAACUAAACUUCACAAAGUAACGCGUCCCUUUUAUAGAAAAUUGGUGAAGGCAGGGUUACUAAGCGUUCUCCUUCAUGAAUAAUGAACGAUCUUACAUCGACCAGUUAUUUAGAAGAUAAGACGGGCCAAAGCAAGGCUUAAAAGGCCAAACAAAGGUAAAAAGGGCCAAACGAACAUCAAAAAGCCAAAACCAGGACAAAAGGGACAAAAAGGACUAUCGGGCCAAGUUUCGUAAUACUUUCUCUUCCUUGCCAUAUCUUCAGUCUAUGUAUCUUUGGGAAAUUCUCUAGGCGGCCCGCCCACAAGAAGUACCAGUUACUAAAGGGAGAUAUAAACUUUUUAAUUAGGCACUUGAUAAAGAUGAUGAUGAUUCCAAUAUUGAGAGCUAUUGCGUGACUAAGGACGGGAGACACCCGCACGUGUGCAUGAGAAAAACAAAACAAAGACACGUGGGUUAAAAUGGCCCGUUUGUCUCCUUCUGUCCCUUUGGGCCUAGCUUUGGCUAUUUUGGCCUGAUUUAGGCUAUUUUGGCCUGGUUUUGAGUGUGAAUCUGAAGAUGAAGAGUAUGUAGCAGUGAUUGCUGUUGAAUUAACAGCUCAAUUCUGUAGCCUUAGCUGCCAUUUUCUGUGACUUCGAUUUCUAUCGAUUUCCGAUAUCAAUCAAUGUCAAUCAGCAGAUUAAAUCGAUUGACAUCAAUGAUAUCCAUUAAUUUCCAAUAUUGAUAUCUAUCGAUUAACUACGUCUGGCCAAAACCAGGCCAAAUAGCCUAUUGGUCUGUCUUUUGUUUUCUUUAAACAAUUACAGAAUGCAUAAUUAAUUUAUGGGGUCAUAUAUACGGAAAUCUUGCCAAAAAUGUUUGUUUAAGUCAGGUUUCUAUUUUAAACGGAAAAGGCAGCCAGUAGUCCAUGAGCCAAGGCCCCCAAAAGUGAUUUUCGUAGCAUUCCCUUUGGGACCAAGUAAUUCUGGUACCAAAUUAAAGCUUAUUGACUAUAUUUGAUAAAUUCACUUGUUGUCCGGCUGGCAACUUGCACUUUAAGGAGAUAAGGGAGCGUUUUUAACGCGGGGAGGGUGGGGAGCAUUUUUUGUCUUAUGAACUUCUGUGUUAUUUUGUGUUAUUUGUUUUUUAAUAAUACAGACAAAAAAUGCUCCCCACCCUCCCCCCGUUAAAAACGCCGCCGUAUCUCCUUAACGUGCAAGUUGCCAGCCGGGCAAUAAGUGAAUUCAUCAAAUAUAGUCAAUAAGCUUUAAUUUGGUACCAAAAUAGCUUGGUCCCAUAGGGGGUGCUACGAAAAUCAUUUUUUGACAUCAUUUCAGGAUUUGGCUCAUGGACUACAGGUGAUUCUCAGCAUUUGCUCUGAAUUUUACCAAAUUGGAACACAUAUUUAUUUACUCACAUACUUAUUCAUACUUGGCAAAACGAAUGCAAGUGUACGUGAGUUGAGUUGCUUUUAUAAUUAAGGGUUUCACUGUUCUGAAUGUUUUCACUUCGAUCGUGUAGAAUAUGGAGAACGGAAAACAGGAACAUAGCAUUUCAGAGGAGGGUGAUAUGGCAAAAAGCAAGCCAAAACAGCGGGGAGUCGGCUGUAACCCUUUUAAGAGCAGAUAUGAAAAAGAUGCCAGUGAAAAAUGCGAGGUACCUUUGGUUGGUUUCGAACCCAAAGCCGCGAACCAACGACACUCAUUUGUUUAUGAUUCAGCUCUGGAAAGUAGUGAGGUCGUGACUCCGAUAUCAGAUCAUGCUUUAAAUUUGUUUGAAGCUAUCCGAGAAGAUGAAAUGGAUCUGGUCGAAGCCGAGCUUUCUACCCUAACAGAUAAGUGCGAAAUUGAUAAAUUAGUCGGACAGGGGUUUGCCCUAAUCCAUGUCGCUGCUCGGUAUAAUUUCAGCAGAUCAGUGACAAAACUGCUAGGUCGUGGAGCGAAUAUCAACGUGGGGACGAGUGACUAUCGAUGGACGCCUCUUCAUUUAGCAGCCAGGUGUGUUGAAAGAUUUAAAUUAUUAUAUUCUACAUUAUCUAUUCUAACGUCUCAGAAUCGACCCUUGAAAUUGCCAUAUUAUUUACACAAAUCACUGAAAUUAUCGCUAGCUUGCGCAAGCGGAUGUGUACAACAGAUCGUUUGUUAAAUAGUGUAAGAAUUUGUUUAUAAUAAUAAUAAUAAUAAUAAUAGUCUUUAUUGCUAAAAGAUAAAAGUACACAUCUUUUGUUACAUUCUAGUAUACACUCAAUAAAAAUUUACCUUAAAAAUUAAACUAGUUACACCACAAAUAAAAUGUUACGUAGAAACUACCUUAUCUUGCGUUUAAAAAUCAGUCUACUUACAUAAGAUGUCAUAAAUCUUUCAGUAUUAACCUUGGGGAGGGCAUACUGUUUUUUAUGCAGAUUAUAUUUAUUCUCCUUUGUUGGUGGUAAGUACGAGCCUAGCGGAUGGUUAUCUACAGAGAUAAUAGCCUUUAAAAUCUUGCAGUCCUGUCUAUAUAAAAGAUCCUUAAUAGAAACUGGAGAAGAAACAAAGCGGUGCUUGUGGCAGCGAUCCAACAAACAGUUGUAUAAUAUUCAAAUGUGAUUCAGACGCUCCAUACACAGAAAAGCAAUAUGUAAAAUUCGGUAGAACUAACUUAAAUAAAUGUUCUAUCUCUACUUGAGAGUAUUGCUCCCUUCUAAAAGACCUUAAAACAUGCAAACGUCUGUUUCCUUUGACUAAUUUCAUUCUUUAUUGCAUUUGUUAUUUUGAGGAAACUAACUUUUAUUGCUUUCUUUUGAGGCUGAAGUAGAACAAUCCAAUAUUCCGCCCUGUCUACUAUCAUAUGAAACUUUACAUAUUGUAUAUUGUAUUUGACAAAUCAGGUAUUAAAAGGAAAGUCAUCACGUCCUAUACUGCUGAGUAACAACUUCCGUAUCUUUUAGCGAUACAUUGGCUUUUAAAGCUCAAAAUUAAAAGCAUCUCGAUAUUAAUUGAAACCGAUCAUUUUCAAUCCUCUCUUUCUCAGAUCAAUUACGUGGCUUCUAUCUUUAGUUAACAAGUACACUCCCAAGGGCUUUUUUUGGAUUAUUGAUUUGCGAAAGUUUGAUGGAAAGGAAGUCUCCGCGAUUGAGUUUUGACUGUUCUUGCUCACAUAAGAUCCAUGAUAAUUUAAAUCAAAAUUUGGAGAAAGGAGGAAAGCUUUUACGAUGUAGAAGAAAUGUGUGAUCAGGGCGUGACUAUGAGGCUGUGGUUUAUAGUUUUCAUUUAAGUACCCAGUUUCAUGGAUAAUUUCACCUUUGGGGGUAAAACUUUAGAAUGCCUAACUGAAAAAGAAAAAACGACGGCGAAGAUGAAUCGAACUCUAGCGUUCCUUAAAACAAAGUCAGCCCCCCGGGGGGAGGGUACACCUGGGAAUUCUUGGUUGGGCAGUGCCGCCAUGUUGUCCAAUUCCUGACCCUAUUUCAUACCAAAAAAUGUCUUUUUCACAUCCGUUUUCAGACCCCACCUCUAAAAUCCAUACCUAUUCUCAGACCUGGCCUUUAUGAAAUUAUGUCAUCAUUACUUAGAUUAGAACAGCAACAAAAAAGAUUUCUUAAAAUCCAUUUCGAACUUGCAUAUUUAUCGUUAUUUGGAAUUGAAACAAUUACACUCCCGUAGUUCCCUAGAAAACCAAACCCGAUUCCAGACCAAAAUGAGCAAAGUCUAUACCCGUUUUCAGACCAAAACUGCGCAAAAUCCCUACUCUUUGGAGAAGCACCAUCCUCGGAGACCUAGGGACAGUUAGUCGGGUCGAUAAAAUGUUCGCGGUAAAAGUUUACCCCCCCGGAUCAGCGUAAGGUCCCUAAUCUUGUUGUGGUCUGACAAUCUUCUACGUAUAAAAUUGUCAAAGUUAUAAAGCCUUUUUAAAAAAAAAUGCCUCAAAGGAUUCUGGGAGAUUUUCUAUGAUAAUUAUAAUUUACUUUCAUUAUACUACUACAUGAAAAAUUUCUGCAAUUUGAUUGGCUUAGAGCAGUGGGAUUUCAGCUUAAUUUGAAAUACCUACAUUUGAAAAUUACAAAACCUUUCCGGGUAGUAGUAUAAACAAAUAAUAGCAUGAUUUGUACGUGAUAUUUCAAAAUUGUCUCAAAUUUCACCCGCCUAUCGGCUCGUGAAAUUAAGUGUAACAAGUUUGAAAUAUCCGCACUCGUGGUAUUUAUGUCAAAUAUCACUAGAAAUCAUGUUAUUACCUAAUGCCUGUACUAAUUAUAGUAUUAGUAUGGGUACUGAAAUGGUAACGAAUGAAAUUUGCAGGAAAUAAUCUCGCGCGUGUUUUGUCUUAAAGGCCCGGGGAAAUUAUUGCCCCUCAGGGUUCCGGACCCUAAAAUCCCCGCGUAGAGAAGUAUCGUUUUUUUUUUUUUCAUUGUAUUGGUAAAAUGUCAAAUCUUCUCGAUUUGAAGAAACUAGGCGCGGGUGGUCCUAGUUAAUUUUUUCAGCAUGCGCGGGAAGUGGUCUUGGUAAUGCUGUUCAGUAAGCGUGCAAGGUAUUGGAAAGUUCUGGAAAUACGUCGUUGACCGGUCAGCAUUAGAUUCCAUCCUCCAAACCACUUUUUCCUUUUACCGCACUUACGUAAAAAUCUCUAAGUCUCUUCAAAUUGUUAAAAUAAGGCCUUGAUACCGUCAAUCAUUCAAUCUUACUGAAAAAAACUUAAUCACUAUGGUAUCACGGGCAUCAUUUAACGACUGGUUUUCUUCACCUUUCUUGGCCGUUCACAAGUGACUGAAAUAGAUUCUAAUGGACCAUUAAUAAGAUCUCAUGGUGUCCCACCAGGCUCUGUUCUUGGUCCUUUGUUAUUCCUAAUUUAUAUUAAUGAUUUUCAUAACGCUUCAGCGAAAUUUGUUGUAUGGCGACAAAAACCUUAAAUCUUUGAAAAAACGGUCAAUAACCAACUGGUCAGAGUCUCGGAUUGGCUCAAUGCAAAUAAGCUAACAUUAAAUGCUAAAUAGUCAAACUUAGUUAUCUUUUCGUCCUCACCUACGUAAGAUGGACUAUUCGGUCAAUAUUCUAAUGUUUGAUAACAGUAAUCAUUUCUUACCUCCUUGAGUGUAAGGAUCAUGUAAAAUAUGUAGGUGUCUUACUGGAUAGUCAUUUGAGCUGGAAAUACCACAUUGACAAUGUAUCACUAAAAAUAAGUAGAAUUAUUGGAGUUAUUGCCCGUCUUUAGCACCUCGUCCCUUUUACCACUCUAUUAACUCUAUUGUUAUUAUCACUCUAUUGUCCGUUUUAUAAGAUAUCAAUAUCGUAUGAAAGUAAUGACAUUUUCCAUAGCUGCUUAGUAUCUACUUUUAAUAUCUCCGUACAGUCUCAGAGUACAAUGUUUAGAGUUUUACGCAGCAUGCAUUUUAGAUAGAUAGAUAGAUAAAUAGAUUCAUACAUACAUAGAUAGAAAGAUAGAUAGAUAGAUAGUUAGAUAGAUAGAUAGAUAGAUAGAUAGAUAGAUAGCUGGAUAGAUAGCUGGAUAGAUAGAUAGAUAGAUAGAUAGAUAGAUAGAUAGAUAGAUAGAUAGAUAGAUAGAUAGAUAGAUAGAUAGAUAGAUAGAUAGAUAGAUAGAUAAGUAGGUAGGUAGGUAGGUAGGUAGGUAGGUAGGUAGGUAGGUAGGUAGGUAGGUAGGUGGGUAGGUAAGAAACUUAGUUUACGGUACGAUAAAAAGAUCAGCAUUGCUGGUGGGGUCCUGCAUACAACAAUUACAAGAAAAAUAAGGAGUACUGAAAGCAAAUGUACACUUAAAGAUUCAAAACUGUUAAAUUUUUUCUUGUAUUACAGUAUCACCGGGAUAAAGCGUUUCAUUUUUCCGGAAAAUUCCACUUUCUCGUCAAAACAAUCACUGACUCAGACAGACUCGGAUUAGUUAACUUGAAUUUAGUGUUCAGUACAGCGAACGGGGUUAUGUUCUGUGAAAUUUAUCUACAGUCUGUGGUCCACCACUGAUCCACGAUUUAUUUAUUUAUUUAUUUAUUUUAUUUUCAAGUUCUUUUUAAACGAUCCUCUAUCCCUGAUUUUCGAUCCUCUAUCCUGAUUUUCCAGUAAAACCUUGAAGUUUUGCUCAUUAAGAUUAUUCUUUUUUUUUUUCGACCACUGAAGUGAUCAGUUGUUCCAAAAUAAUCAACGCUUUCAAGCCAUAGAAUUUUGGACCAACCUGUUCCGGAAAAGCUCGAUAUGGGAUUUCUAUUAACUAUGGACAUGAAGUGCUGCAAGUAGAGUGUGCGGUUAAUCAAGUUGAAAGCUACCCGUAUAAACACAUCCGUGACACGUUGGGGUGGAUUUCCACUGAUGCGUUUUGGCUCCGCACGUUAACGCACGUAAAUUUUAAUCACGUAAAUCAAAUAGAGGUAAGACAUAAAGUAUUGAGAUUAAACAUCAAAUUAAGCAAGUUUCUACCUUUGUACGUGCGGCCUUUCAUACAUUGCCUUUAUUUUAUUUGCGAACGCAAAUUUUACGCACGUCAGCACGUAAAAAUUACGUGACAGUGGAUACUUCAUCUCAAGUAUUUAUGAAGUGCAACACGACUUCACAUCGUAACAACUGCGAAAAUCUAUCAAUUAAAUAUAUAAAACAAUCUAUUUAACCGUACAUUUCCUGUAAUUGUGACAAUACUCUGAGAAACGUAAUGCCUUAAAAGCCACAAAAUCCUGAGGAUUUUCCCGCUAUAAUAUUUUCUCAUCCUGCUUGGGGAUAUUUCCUUUUUAAAGUGCCUGCAUGUCGUGCAUAAUUACACGAAAAUCAAGGGCCUCCAUUCGAGGAAGAUUACGUCAUUGCCAAACUUACAUGGGUCAUUUCAGUCAUCGCCGAAAAUAAACUGCAUUCUCAUCACGAGACUCAUUUCCAUACAAUGAAAGUCGUCACGAUUCUUAUCCCCAGUUUCCACGGUCUUCGUUAGGAACGUGGGACCUACAAACCAGGUCCCACCGACGAAAAAAAAACGAUCAGAUUUUAAGAGUCUCGCUCUGCUCAAGCAAGCUCGACUAACAAGUGCUGCACCCACAUAAAAUAAUCGAAGUGAAAAUCGGCCGGAUCUCACCUAUAUACCAAAAAAGUUUCAUCAGAUCCUGAAUCAAGGAGAAAAUGGGAAAAAGGAAUCUUGUUGUUCAAAGCAUUUCGUACCAAACGACUACAGAAUUAGUCUCGCCGGACAUAGAAAGGUCGACUUAAAAACAGGAGGCAUCCCUUGCUGUUUCUGCUUCGUCUUCAGCCAAAUUAAAUGUUAAAGAAUAACGGGGACAUAAGGAAAAGUAUCCCAUGAGAAAAAAAGAGGUCGGUAGAAUCGUCAUUGAGCGAUGAAGUACAAGCUGUUAACUUAUUGGUCUUCCAGGGAUCGAACAAUUUGCUGAAGGACACGUUUAGAACUGGAAAUCCUUAAAAAUAACUUCCUAAAGCAAGGAAGAAGGGUUAAGUUUUCACGUUUGGUCUGGAACGCCUUUUGAGAGAUGAAACUUUACUUUACGUUUAGCGUUUUGGAAGUAUUAUAGAAUCAAGCGUUUCCGUCUAACUUAUUAUAUCAGUGUGAGAGAUGUCACUCAUGUGAAAACAGGUCCCUCGGGAAACCAGUUAGUUUUGUUUUCCCUCGAGUCCUGAUGUUUCCCGAGACGAAGUCGAGUUCUUGUUAAACAAAACUAACUGUUUCCCUCGGGAUCUGACAUUAAGUGUAUAAUAUCACACACAAUUAAUACAUGUAGUUAGUGUGUUAAUACAUUAAAUUUGCUACAGGUUGUGACAUGAUAGAUUAUAAUGAGGAAUUCUUCACAUGUAGGAUCAGAGUGAAUAAAAGACCUGUGCUAACAAUAACCCAUGCCGACUUGCUUGAUUUAUAGCUGAUUUCAGUGUUGUGUAUACAGGGGCGGAUCUAGGGACGGUGCAGGGUGCGCCCCCGAGAUGACCUGCGGUUUUCUAAUACAACUGGUAUUCUGCAAAAAAAAAAACUAUAUGGUUUAUUGCUGUUGACGUACAGAGACGAGUGCACCCCCUCCUAAAAAAAUCCUGGAUCUGCCCCUGGAAUACACCCUGAUUUUUAGACAUGAUUCGACGAAGAGGUUACCAAGCAGUACAGUAUUUUACCUUGAAUAUCCUACAGGAAUCAAAGCACACAAUCUGAAAGUUACUAUAAUGAUAGCUUGAAUGUUUGUCUUGUAAUUCAGAAGAAGAGGACCGUGAUCUAUAAUUUGUUCUCCUUUUCAGACAACAGCCUCUCAUACAAGUCACGCAAUCUACUCGCAAUACACGUUAUCGAUCGGGCGUGUGGACGUCUCGAUCAAUAAGUUCUUCGGCUCUUUUCUCAACUUUUUUUUUGGGCUUCUACCUUGAUCUUUAAAGAAAUAUCAUAUUUUACCCUUUUUCAAUAAAAAACAAAUGUUGCUUUCUUUUAUGUAUGGUUUUCUUUAUUUGUGCUCACUAGGGUCAUAGGUCGAGGACCGCGCAUUGCUAUAUUUUUCAAUGGUCGACAAAACAUUUAUCUGUUGAUUUCUUCUGCAAAACGUCAAGUUUUCCUGUUAUUUUUUAACAAUGCAGAAGCUAAGUAAGGACGAAAAAGUACCAACUUGAAGAAAUACAAAUUUCCCCCCCUGUUAACUAAAUUUGCAUUACUGUUACAUGUAAAUUAAUUACGGGUGGUAUUCACCAACGGCAAAAUACCGAAACCUUGACAUACGGAAGAAGACUAAACGAUAAACCAUCGGACUAUUUCGCUUUUCGCCGUAUUGAUAAUAUUUCGUCCAUUUUGAAGUCGCCUACAGAAAUACAUUAAAACUCGGCAAUCGAACUCCAGGUAUCACAUGUUAUCAUAAUUUCUGUUUCAUGUCGCCGCUUUCCAGGCAACAUAAGCUUUCCUCUUCAGGUAAAACGCAUUUGUCGGGAUUCUAGCUUCGUUACACUUAUGUCCUUUAGUGCUAAGCUUUCUUUUCCAGCCAGAUUUUCCUCUCACCGUUUCGGAUCCCACGGUAGAACUCUAAAUUAUUUUUGCAACCGUUUACGUACUGCAAAGCGAUACGUCACGUGAUUAGUGUCCAAUCAUGACAGGUCGAAUCAUGACCGUUGAAUCAUGUCUUAAAAUCCGGGUGUAUACAUUGCAAUGAGAUCAGCUGUAACUUGAGGUCAUACCACAGGCCAAACUUGAGCUUGGUCAAAAAAGUUUUAUAGGUGUACUAAUUUCUCCUUCUAUGAUGCCAUAAUAAAAGUUACCUGUUGCUGAAACAAUUCCUUGUUGAUCCAUGCUGAAGGGCUGAUCUAUCAAAUGAUUUGUGUUCAAGUUCAUGUCAAUUACAGUAUCUUUAUUGUUGACUGUGUUCGAUUGGCUCAGUGAGACAAGAUUGUAUUUUUUUUGACACAUGAGAUCUUGAAACUGAUUUGUGCUCACAUCAACUAUUGUCUGUAUUGUCGGCUGUGAUUGUUAAAUUGACUUGACACACUGUUGUAAUUGUUAAACAUGGAUUUGGUUGGAAAACAGAAGUAUAUGUACUACCGUCUGUAGAAGAACAGUCAGAUGUGAGUAAAAUCUUUCAUUUGCAUUUGUAGAGAAAAUCCUUUAGCAGCAAUUUCAAUUAGGGAAUUCACAAGUACUAUCUCAGAAGCAUUAGGAUUCAUCUUUUGAAAGGGAAGACGUUUGUUAACUCUGACAAUGUUCCUUUGAGUUUUUCAAUAGCCUAGGGGUCUAAGUUUCUCAAUUUCAAAGGACAGGGGUUAUAAAAAAGUAGACAACACGCCCCUCCUCUUAUGACCUGGUGUGUAUGUAUGAUGCCUUGGCUUGAUAAUCUUUAAGGCCCUGAUUGACCGCUAAUGUUUCACUGUUCGUCUACCUGGAAGUUUGGGUUUUCGAACUGAGUUAACAAGCAUACGUGCUUUACAUUUGACACAAUAUUUUUGUAGGAGGAACAACAAAAAGCCAUGGCCUAACGUAAACAACGUCGUUAUCAACAGUUUUUGAUACUUCAUGAUCAAGAUCAUGUUCAACAUUUCCUCAAUGGCAUACGUAGAGAGAGGUUUUUUUCAGUAAUUUUGCUGCAAUCCUUAAGGUGAUCUAGGGUAUCGGUCAGUGGAACAACUCUGAGUACUGACACUGGAGUUGGGCCUGGUGAAGCCUUUGCCUGGGUCACGAUCAUAAACUUUAUCUCUAUUUUCAGACAUAACAUUAAGGUAUUUGACUCUGUGGGCCAGGAAAAAAAUGAAUUUAUCGUAUCUUUCGGUCGGUUUGUAAAGUUAUAAAAUCAUUUCACCUUAAACUUAACUUUCGUAAAGGUCUUUCUUGUUACCGCCUUGGUUUAUUCUUCUACAUUUUUACCAGAAUUUUACCUGGUUUACUUUUUAACUUGCAAAUUUUAAAGGCCCCGUUCUUUCCUCGAAUGUCAAUUUGACAACUUCAAAAUUUACUUGCUCCAUCUUGAACUUUUUUCGACAACAAUUUGAUUUUACCGCCAGGCGCCACGAAGGCCGAAGGGCCCUUAGGCCCUCGCUUCCACGCAACGUCCGGUUUUUUUUCCUGCAACGGCGUAUUCAAAGAUAUGUUUCAGAAAAAUAACCAAGCUUUUGACCGGGCAAAACAAACCACCCUUAACGAUAUAUGCCCAACAAAGCCGACAAAACUAGUCUGCAUGCGAAGUAGGACGUAAAACAUAUGGGUCACAUAUGAUGUCAUAAAAGUACUUCUGCCUUCGAAAUCAAUCGCAAAAGGAAGUUAUUAACAAAAUUAUAAACGUUGUAUACGCUUAGUGAGGAAUAAUAUUUUAAUGAAAAAAUAAACUUAUGGUAAAAAUAACAAUAAUAUAGCCUGCGAAUGCAGCCGUUCUCUCCUUGUUCCUCGCCGCUAGAGACGUUUUGCCAGGAGGAACGUCUACACCUCGGCAACUGAAAUUUCAUACUGAUGACGUAAAUAAAUUUUUAAAUUUGAGUGAUGGUAUAAUCGUCGCAGUGGUAAUUGCAAUUUAAGGAAUUGCAAAUUAACCCGAAAAAAAUUUCGAGACUUCAACGUGAUUCCAACCCAUGGCCUCUACGUUAGCGCUGCAGUGCUCUACCAAUUGAGCUAUGAAGACCCAUACACUGAGAGCAGGCCAAUUUGCCGAGCUCGUCUAAAAACGUGAAAGGAAGAAAACAUGAAGAUUAUGUGAAAUGCGGAAAUACAAAUUUAAAUGAAGAUAUGAUCGUCGAAGUGGUAAUUGUUCGCAUAACAAAUCAAGUAAUCAUGGGGUUCCAAAUGUAAAUUUGUUCGACUUUAUGUUUCUCCUGGUCGAUUAUGGUAAUGUUUUGUGUUUUACUGCGAACGAGCUCCAGCAAAACUCAGAUUCUUUUUUCCAAAAGAAAACAUUUUUCCAGGAAUAUUGACUGUUUUGUAAUAGAUUCAUCACGUCUUAUCAUUUACAUUUGGACUUUGAGGAGUUUUUUUCUUUUGUCUGUCAUUUGUAAACAAUAGAUAAAACAAUAUAAAUACUGUGUCGACCAAUCAGAGCUCCUGACCAGAUACCGGACAGAUGUUACGUCAUCAGUAUGGAAUUUCUGUUGAUGCUCAACAAAUUCUUGGAGUCGUCGAAGGCCUUCAGUCUGACAAUCAGCCUCAGCAAAACCGAGGCACUGUACCAGCCUGUUCCAAACACCACAUGGCGUGUCAAACAGCUAGAGACACACACCAAGGCGUGUCAAACAGCUAGAGACUUUUCACAUGCGUGCCCUUCGUUCCAUACUUGGUAUGUGCUGGCAAGACCGCACCACAAACCUCGAGGUCCUGGACCGUGCUGAGUGUACCAGCAUUGAAACCUUACUCAUCAAGGCCCAGCUGCGAUGGGUGGGACAAAUCAUCAGAAUGGACGAUCCUCUCAUGCCCCGUCAACUGCUGUAUGGAGAACUUGUGCGCGUUACAAGGACACUGAAAAACUUGAGGCUUCAGACAGCGACAGAAGUCAAUGAUGCUCACCGACCCUCACUGCUCCCACCAGUUUCGAGGACGACCGCGUCACAGACUCAUGGCAGCAGCCUAUGAACGAAGCCAAAGAACAAUCGCUGCUGAUAUCACAACAACGGAGUUCCAGUGUCCCACCUGCUCCAGACUCUGCGCUUCCAGAUUGGGUUUGCAGAGCCACCAGAGAAUCCGUGGAUGAUCACACAACACGCAGUCUUCUUCGGACACGAUGGACAACCACCAAACAAGCACCUUUAAGCGAGGAGUUCUUUCGAAAGUUGCGCCACAUUUUAUCGUCACGCACUUCUUUCGCUAGCAAAAGAAAACAAGUAUUGUGACUUCUCUAGAACUAUAAUGUAACGCAACAAAAUGACAUGUGUCCAAGAACAUGUGUCGGAAAUAAUGGUCUAUAUUGUUCUAUAUUUUAUUUUAUUAGCUCCUUUAGGCACUUUAUAUAGAGUGGUUGUAUGCAAGCUACUAGUUUAACCAAGUCCUCUUGUUUGUGUUAGAUUCAACAGUCUUUCCACAGUUGUCGAUGUUCUCCUGCCAAGAGGCGCAGAUCCCUCCCUGAGAGGGAAAAAUGGGAACACCCCACUUCACUUAGCAGCGCGUGGAGGACAUGAGGAGAUCGUUAAAGUUCUUUUGGAUCAACCUUCCGUUGAGGUUGACGCUAAAGAUAAUUCUGGAAAAACUGCUCUGCAUUUUGCCUGCAGCGAAGGCCACAGAAAGGUUUGUCAAAUCUUGUUGAACUUCGGAGCGGACAUAACAGUGAUUUCAGCGGACAAGACAGCUCCGCUUCAUAGUGCCAUUUUGAAUGGACAUUCAGAGGUUGCGAGGGUGAUUUUGAAGCGAGGUUAGAGGUUAUUGAUUUAAUAGUAAUUGCAGUAACUCCUUCAGAGUGUAAACAGUCCGAGCCUUAUUUAUCUAUUAUUUAUUGAACGAUCCCCUCUGGGUCAUUAAAUUUAGGUCUUCUUAAGGAGUUAGUCAUAUAAAUCUGGAAGCGUCUCACUGUGGUACAAGUCCUCCGUGAAAUUCUGGUGACGACAGAUGAAUACCGACGGUUAAUUUGCUGGAAGGCACACAUUUCAUUUAAACGCUCAAUUAUGCACUACUAACAACUAUGUACAAAUUGCCUGAUCGUAUCCACCUGCUUAAGUGGCGGUAUGAGAAUCGGUUAGUGCUUUAUCCGCCGCGCGUACACUGUAUAGCCACGACGUUUUUCGGCUGCAUGCUGCGGGAUCUCAGUUUGACUCGUCCCCAUUUCUGUCCCUGCUUUAUACCCCCCCAAAAAGCAGCAAUGGCACUCAUAGAAAGAAGCAGUCGCGCAGAUAAAUCUCGCCACCUUCCUAGGCUAGUAUAAAUAUAGUGAGAUUGUGCAGAGGACAGCGCCUGGGAGUAGACUCCUAAAGGUCGUCUUUGGUCGUAAUAAUGGGGUGAUUGUAUGGCGAAGGUGCAAUAUGUAAGUGAAUUCUUCCCUUAACUUGCUGUCGUUGUUGUUGUACUUUACAGCUGCCGACAGAGAUGUAGAUACUAACGAGAAAGAACUUUUGGGAAUUCGUGACUUACAGGACAACACAGUCUUACACAUGGCCACAUGGAAUAAUGACGUCAAGGCUGCUGCGUUAUGCCUUGAGAAAGGUGCUGAUGUCGACUGUCUUAAGUGUGGCUCGGUCACCGCCCUUCACAUGGCGGCAACGAAGGGAAAUCUUGAGGUAGUGGACUUGCUUAUUUCAAGAGGUGCUGAUGUGAACAAGAAAGACGGGGACUCCAAAACACCUCUCCACAGGUUAAUUUAAUUUGCAUUGAAUAAGACUAAGCAAUGCUGAUUACUUUAAGUGUUGAAUGGACGUUCCAUAGAAUUUUGCCCACAGUCUAGAAAAUUCUAAGCUAAAACAUAUUGGUAACGUUGUUGGUGACCUAAAUGUUUGUCAUGUAGUUGCAUGUGGAACAAAACAUACAAACGCAAAUUUCCCUUCUAGGUCUCAAAAAAAUGAUUAUUUAAUCAGUGAAGAACAUUCUUGUUUCCAGAUGCAUGUCGGUUCGCUCAUCAAUGUUCCUAGUUUUGCAGGACCUUAAAAGUAUCCCCAUGUUGUCUUCUUAAUUACCAGUCUGGAAGCGAAAAAGAAGAAAAGCAGCGUUUCUUAAAUUUUAAGCUACAAUCACUUAAUUAACUAACCCGUUGAUUAUCGUUCCCAUGUAGGGCCGCUAUGUUUAACCAGUUAAACGUAAUUGAAUUUCUUGUGAAAAAGGAGGCAAAAAUUAAUGCUCGUGACAGCGAAGGACGUUCUCCGUUUCUGAAUGCUGUUGCUGCUGGGCACGUGGACUGCGCCCGAGUUCUUCUCAAACUUGGAGCUAAUUUGAGCGCAGCGGACUUGCAUAUGAAAAACUGUCUUCACAUUGCGGUAGAGAACGAGCUCUUAGAGAUGCUAUCAAUGCUUUUGGAAAGUCGUGCGGGGGUACGCUGUUUAAACAGAAGAGAUUUGAAGGAUAGAGUUCCUCUGCACUACGCGGCAAAGACAAGAGACAUCAAGGUAAAUUUGUAACGGAACUGUUAGAAAGCAAUUCAACAGCACUUGCUUUAUCAAGGGCAGAAAACUUGACAUGACGGCACCUUUACAUAGAAGUGACUAUAAUACAGUCGAGCCUCUAUAAAGGGGAAUUCUAUAAGCGACCACCAUCUCUUUCCCCUCCAUUUAUCUUAGUCCGGGUGGAGAAAAGUUUCAGUAAAUAACUGUAAACAGUAUCCCUAUAAAGCAGCCUCCUGUUAUUUCUUCAAGUACUUUAAGGCAGAACGCGAUAUUCGUUCAAAAGAAUUAAGUUCCCGGCUCACUGGUUAGUUAAUCGCAAGUCACAGCUAUCUCCCAAAUAAGUAAGUAAGUAAAGCCUUUAUUUAAAGAGGGUAGCACGUAAUAGCCAAAGGCUAAUAAACUUGUGGCCCUCAUAAAAUACACAACUAUUUACAAUCUAAUAAAUAUAGUAAGCUAAAAUAUAUAAACAAUUAAAAUAAAACAGGAUUCGUUUUUUAUAAAAAUAAAAAAUUAUUAAAUGAUAUAAUGAUGCAAACAUUGUUGUUCCUUAAAAAUCUUGGCAAACAUGUUCUUUUUAAAACAUGCUACAGAACCUAGUUUCCUAAUUUCAAUUGGUGUACUAUUCCACAGUCUUGUUGCCGAAACAACGAAAGAGCGUCCUCCUUCUGUUUCUCUUCUAUAUUUAGGACAAACAGCAUUAAUGCUUGAAUAUCUAGAGUUGCGGGAGUGCCGCUUAUUAUUCAAAAUUAAGUGUUCAUUAAGAUAAUUCGGCAAAUACCCAUUAAUUCGCUUAUACAUUAUUAUGCAUUUAUCUAUCUUAUGUUGCUCAUAAAACGGAAUCCAACCUAGCUUGUUAAACAAAGCAACUGAUGGUGUCAUGCGAUCGGCAUAAGAAAUAACGCGUGCCGCACGUUUUUGCAAUCUUAAGACCCUAUAAACCGACUCUUUAUCACAAUUUGCCCAAACAACGUUAGCGUAAGACAUAACAGGGCGAAUAAUGCUAUUUUAAAACUGAAGUCGCUGUUUAAGAGGUAGACAGGCUCGAAUCUUACGCAGUAUUGCGAUUCUAGAGGCCAACUUUUUACAUACUUUCUCAAUAUGUUCAUCAAAUGACAAUUUGCUGUCAAUUUCUACGCCUAAUAAGGUAGCACAAUCCAUAUUACUGAGCUGUUUUCCGUUUACGAAAACAUCUAUGUCACUUCCAUUUAUGUUAGCCACACAUCUUUUCCCAGUGAUCGUGAGUACUUUAGUCUUGUCUUCAUUUAAUGGGAGCUUAUUCGCUAAAGCCCAUAAUUGAAUUUCAGAGACAGACUUAUUUAGUGAUGAACUUAAGGUGGCUAAGUUUUUCACAUCCGCAAAAGCAGUGACAGUCGUAUCCUCUGCGUAAAGGUCCAACUGAGCACUUGUAUACAAGGGCAGAUCGUUGAUAAACAAAAUGAAGAAUAAAGGACCUAAAAUACUGCCCUGAGGGACUCCAUGCAACAUCAAAGCUUCGCUUGACUCACCCCCAUUUACACGGACCACUUGCUUCCUAUCCAACAAAUAAGAGUGACACCAGGCAAGCUCCCGGUUGGCUAUACCGUACAGUUCCAACUUGCGCAACAAUAGCUUAUGGUCCACCAUGUCGAAAGCCUUUCGAUAAUCAACCAGGACCAUGCCGCAUACAUGAUUAUUAUCUAGGCCGAACAAAAGCUCGUCAACUAACUUGAUUAGAGCAGUCUCGGUACUGUACAUCCCACGAAACCCAGACUGUCUAGAAUACAGCAAGUUAUAUGAACACCUUCUCGACAUCACGGUAGGUCGUCUGACUCUCACAUGUUUGCAACUGGUGGUGACUGACGGGAAUGCCAUGUAAGUGAUAGGGAGCCUACAUCAGUUAUUUUCUAAGACGGACAUUCUUAGGAAUGAAUAACGGCAUGGCCCAUCUUUACAGCUUCAAGGUGUCCAUUGAGGAAGAGUUACUGUAUUUGAAAACAGUCAAACUUACUCUCUUUCAAGUGGCCUCCCUUGAAGAAGGAACAAGUGUCCACUCUAUUAGGUGUUAAGUGGUGUACUGACAAGUUUGUUCGCCGAUACUCUAGGAACUUACCGAUAGAUGACAGCUUGACCCUUUAAGCCCUAGUAUCAGCAUGCGUAAUCUCUGCACUUCUCUUUAUACAUUCUUAUGGUCCUGCUCGAGAAAAUUUGUUCAAACAUCAAGGUAUUUUGUCUGUAGUGAUUAUUUCGUUCAUUCUCGUGACCUGUAGCGUGCUGUUGUUGGGAGAAAUUGGAAGCUGGUCACUAUUGAAGCCUAAAGAAUUAAUGAGGGGCCGCUUAAUAGACACUCGGCUGUUGUGUAGGAGAUCAAUAAAUGACACUGACUCUGGCAUACGGUUUCAUGUUUGUAGAUUUUAGAGCUCGUCUUAUCCAAGCAGAAGCACUUGGGCUUCAGCGAUGAGAGUCAGAAGACACCGCUUCACCAUGCAGCAGAAAAGGCCUCAUCCAAACACGUUGAAGUUCUGGCAAAGCACAUGUCUGAAAUAAAUGCGCGAGAUGAACUUGGCCGAACACCAUUGCACAGCGCUGCAAUGAAAGGGCAGAGGCAAGAGAUAUAUUCUAGAAUAUUCUUUUAUUUCUUCACAGUUAUCGCUGUUUUUCCAUUAUGGGUGAAAGCGAUCUUUGCUACUUGUUUGGAUACAGAGUCGACCGUAGAUCAAAGAUGUUCUCACAAGCAAGCAAUUAUAGUGACGCAAGACGUCAAAACUCGAACGUUACAUUUUUUACGACUACUAAAUCGUCCCUUGUUUUGGAAGAAUAAAUGUGUCUGAAUUAAUAAAAAAGGUACCUACAGAAAUUUCAAGUGCGUUUUAACAAUUUGACCCUUGAGCUGAAUAAAAAGCAGUUGAAAGUAGCUAGUUAGGGCUUAAAACGGAUAAAUUAAUCGCUGGAAACACACGAAAAGUUGCUCUUGGCAAAAGCAACCGAUUUGUAACAGACCUACAAUCCAUCUUUCCUGACCCCACAAUCGGGUGUCUAGACAAAAUUAUUUCAACUAAACACUCACAAAGCGUUUUUAUGCUUGUACACAAUGUUCUUAUAACACGAGCGCCACGACAUACCUGAAAUCUGUCUGUCAACAACUUCAGGAAAUUACACAAUUACCCACGUUCGCGGCACUGCCAAAACUAUCCACAACCAACCAGGGACAAUGUUUCCACACUUAAUACUGGCGAAAUAUCAUCAAACUACUCAGCUCUCUCCCGAUAACUCUCGCUUUCUCCACAUUAAUCAUUAUAUUUAAAAGAUGUUUCGAUAAAGUUUUUCAGAGGCCAUACCGAUAUUUUUCAAUCGCCUUAAAAGUGUUUUUUUCCUUGUCUGAUCGCUAUACAAUUUUCACCAGUAAUUGGCUAUGGAUUGAAAUUUGUGAAAAUGUAGUUUUAAUUAAAAUCGCUAUUACUAUGACAACAAGAAACAAAAGAACUUUUAAAUUGAUAAAAGCCGAAUUUUGUGUGAUCUAGACCAGCUACUGAAAAUCCAACACUAGGAACUUAAAGUUUGGUGUUUAGCAAACAAUCUUCGUAAGACGUAAAAAAAUUCAACUGAAACGAAAAUAUUUUUCCAAUCUUAAAUUUUAAAUAGCCGUGAUAGAUUAUUUAAUAAAAACGUUAUAAAUAACUCAAAUUAUUUUUAUGUAGCGUCAGAAUGCUGCUUAAUAUCAUAUUUCGAUGCUAGGAAAUUUUGGUGUAUUUUCGUUCUUGCGAUCUUGAAAACUAACCCAUUUUCUCACCACCUGUAUAAGUGCAACUUCAUUCAGAAUUUGGACUUUUAGCGCUUUCUUGUAUAUCUCUGAAACGACUCGAACGAAUUUUUUUAAAAUCUCCUCACGUAAUCUUCAUAAUGUAUAUAAAAAUGUCUGAAACUUUCAUGAAGAUUGAUUCACUGCAACACCAUGAAAUUUCAAGACAAACGUAUCCUACGAACCGGUCAAAAAUCUGCGUUACAACAUUCACUGUUUUGACGUUAAGCUAUUUUUUCCAAAAGAAUGCAUACUAUACAUAUCUCCAUGACUAGUACAUUUUAGUUUGAAUUUAUCGCACCUUUUGAUUGUAAAACAUUGACAAUACUCACACUGAAAUUUACUAGUCAUGGAUAUAUGUAUUGUCCGCAUUAAUUUAGAAAAAUUAGCAUAACGUCAAAACAGUGACUGCUGUAGCGCGGAUUUUUGACCGGUUCGUAGGAUAGUUUUGUCUUGAAAUUUCAAGGUGUUGCAGUAAUCAAUCUUAAUGAAAGUUUCAGACAUUAUUAUAUACAUUAUGGAGAUUAUGUGAAGAGAUUUAAAAAAAAUUUGUUCGAGUCGUUUCAGAGAUAUAUUUUGAAAGAAGUUGCACUUAGACAGGUGGUGAGAAAACGGGUUAGUUUUUAAGAUCGCAAGAACGAAAAUACGCCAAAAUUUCCUAGCAUCAAAAUAUGAUAGUAAGCAGCAUUUUGACGCUACUUAAGAAUAAUUUGAGUCAUUUAUAACGUUUUUUAAAAAAUAAUCUAUCACGGCUAUUUAAAAUUUAAGGUUUGAAAUAUAUUUUCGUUUUAGUCGAAUUCAAACAUACAGAAUUUUUUACUUCUUGCGGAGGUUAUUUGCUAAACACCCAACUUUAAGUUCCUCGUGUUGGAUUUUCAGCAGCAGGUCUAGAUCGCGCAAAAUUAGGCGUUUAGCUAUUUCAAAGUUUCUUGUUUAUUGUUGUCAUAGUAAUAUCGAUUUUAGCAAAACCUACAUUUUGACAUAUUUCAAUCUAUAGUCAGUCAUUGGUGAAAAUUUUAUAGCGAUCAGACAAGGAUAAAAUCACUUUUAAAGCGAUUGAAAAAUAUCGGUAUGGCCUCUGAAAAACUAUAUCGAAACACUGCUGACACAGUCGAUUUAUUCAAGAUCCCGGAAGUAGAACAGCCGUUUUGAAAGGGACAUAUAGAGGCCGGCCUUCAAAACAAGUUUUAACUAAGUCUCUGGCCUGGUCAGAAAUCAGCUUCAAUUUUGCUCGCGCCGAAUAGAUUUGACUCCAACAAACUACUUUUUGAGGCCAGAGACUCGUCACCGCCAAAUCAACGCUCGCAAUAUGCUGCCUUUCUGUCUCAAGCCCGAGAUCAGUGUUUCACCCGUUUAGCCAAAAUGAGACGAAAUAUGGUAACGUGUUGGACGACGGCAGACUUUGCCAAUCGUGAGAGUUGUUUCUUCAUAAGGCUUAAUGAUGCUUUCCGGAAAACUUUGUUGCAGGGGGCCAAAAAGAAAUCUAGAAAAUUAACCGACGACGGAAAACACUUUCUACCGCGGGCGCUGAUUGCAAAUGUCAUAGCGUUUUAUGACAAGUAGAGAAUUAUGGGAAAUGGUAGGUAGGGGAGAGGUGGGGGAGGGGUAGGGAAGAUGUAAAAGGCAUAUUUGACUCAUGUUUUUUCAUCUACUGCAGCUUGUAAGGGGAUUUUUGUAGUGAAAAUAUCAUUUUAAAAAAAAAUGUCAAGUACUGAAGAAGCCUCAAAUGAGAAUGUUGCUAAAAAGUCCUGAAGGUACCUCUUUACAAAUCCAGACAGAAAUAAAAUCGACUGCGAUUACCGAAUAGGCAAGUGUUAUGUUUUGACUGCCCCCUGAAAUACCACGUAACAUUGCUUUUAUUCCAUCAAUCCUAAAGCGCUUGAAAAGAUGGCCGGUAUCGUGCAUAAGGUCUAUUCUGUAAGUCGAUUUCAGUUCCAUCCGUUACUUAAUUCUAUUUACCAUUUGCAUAUCCCUCAUUAUACACUUUGCUUAGCCCCCCCCAAAAAAAUGCAUGAACGUAUUGCGGUCGUCCCAAUUGAAGACAAUGCUUAUUCAAUAUGCAUUUUUUAAGCCGUGGCGGGGGGGGGGGGCAAGGUGUGUUAUGGGAGAUUGCAAAUGGCGAAUAAGAGAAUCCAAUGCAUUUUUAACAGUGUAUGUAAGUAUCGCAUAUUGUUUUACCAAGCUACCUGCAUUGCUUCCCUUUGCAAUAGGAAAUCCUGUCAGGUGCUUCUUAGAAUGGGAGCUGAGGUCGAUAGCAGGGAUAACAAGUUUCGAACACCUCUGAUGUGGGCUUCUCAUGGAAACCACACAAAAUGUGCGGUGAUUCUUCUUGACUCCAAAGCUUCUGUUGACCUACAGGAUGUCGGUAGUGAUACUGCUUUGCAUGUAGCGUGUGGUCAGGGUCAUCCAGCUAUUGUGAAGUUACUGUUGGACCAUGGUGCAUCCUCAACAUUGAGGAAUAAACAAGGUCUUACUUGUUUAGAAGUUGCCGCGAAAGCAGGAUCGUGUGAUGCCGCCAUGGCGAUUGCCAAACACGAAAGGUUAGCAGAGUACAAUACAAUACAAUACAAUACAAUGCCCUUUAUUUAACGGGGUCAAUUUUCUUAGCUAAUCAGCUACUUUACAGACAUGCCACAAAAAAUAAAUAAAUAAACUAGAAAUAAUAAUAGAAAGAGACGAUUUCUCAUGAAAACCUAUAUAAAAAAUAUAUAUACAGUUAAAAAUUAUUAAAACUAAGAGUAGAUCACGACAUUAUUACAUAAUGACGUUAAAACUAAGCCAAAUGUAUUUAAAUGUAUUUGGGCGAUUAAAAUUUAAAAUUUGAAAAUUAAGAAUUUGUUCAUGCUUAGCGUGCGUAUAUCGAGUUAUGGAUGCACGCGGGAAGUUUGGAGAGCACGAAAGAUGCGUAAGAGUUGCACGAGGCGAUAGCCGAGUGCAACUCUAGCUUCUUGAGUGCUCUCCAAACUUCCCAAGUGCAUCCAUAACUCGAUAUACGCACAGCUAAAAGCAUGAGCAAAUUCUUUUAUAACAUAGCUCACAAAAAUGCUUGCUUUUUGAUUAACUGCAAAAUUCUCUUAACGCGUGACACAAUAACAAACGGUUCUAUUGGCUGAUUACGAACACGCCACAAUCGUCUAGUUUGAAUGAAAAUAUUCUUUCUGUAAAAGUGAGAAAGAAAAUUUGCUUCUUUAUUCGUUAACGAUCAAUGGAAACUAAGCAGAAACAAAGGUAAAAGAGUCUUAAAGUUCACCUAAAGUUAAAAAUAACAUGUUCAUAAGAAGUCGUGGAGUAUGGUUUGGAUUUGCUGAAAAGAUGUUUACGUUUUGCUCGGCGAAAUCCAGAAAACAUGUUUUUAGCGAAGACGACUGUCAUCCUUCUUUAAACUUAUAUUCAUUUACGAGCAUUGGCUGGUCAUUACGGCUUCUUGAGGAGACCUGGCAGCAGUUGUUUUUGAGAGUAAUAAAUUUAUGUCUUCUUGCGUAAUUUGUGUUGUUAUUGCGAUAGAAAUUUUCCUGCUUCAGUCGGAUUGUCCGGAGAUAACAAAAGUGCAUAACAAAUUUAAAAACAACAAUAAAAACGGAAAUUUUGCCUUUAAAUGUUGUUGAUGACCAGUUGGUGUCUGUUCUGUUCCCAGUGAAUGUCUUUCGGCCAAAAUUUGCUGCAGCUGGUCUUCGACAAAUUUGCGAACGGCGCGCAACUUGCGAGUUUUUUUUUUAAUUCGGCUUUAUUUUUGCUGCUUCUUGGAUCAGGACCUAAAAGGUCAAUGCCGAUAGAAGAAUUGGGCAGUUCUUCGCUGGUUUCUUCCACAUUUUAAAGAGAAGGAAAAGUGCACUACAGCUUAAAAGACGACAACUUUGCAGCCAGGUAAAAAAAAUAUGCUCACGUCAUCUUAUUUACGCACGGGCGUGCGUAAAUAAAGAUUUUGUUCAUAGCGGCUCAAUAGGACUUAUAUAGGGCAAGCACGCGCGCUAUGUUAUAAAUCCAACUUAGACAUUAAGUUCUUAAAUUUUCCGAUUUUAUUAGCGGCACGAAACUGAUCCGGAAGAGCGUUCGAAAUCUUAGCUGCAGUAUAACGCCACGAUUUAAGUCCAUAGGUGGUUGUAUUUACUUUGGGUAGCUCGAGGAUGUGUUUUCCUCUAAGAUUAUAAAUGCAGUAGCUCUCCUAUCCCUCCGGGGACUUUAUACCCAUGGAUAGCUUUGUAAACACCGGUGGCCAUUUUAACAAUUCUUUGAUUAAGUGGGGACAGCAAGUUUAGUUUUUUUAGCAACGUCUCGUACGUAGCUCGUUCAUUGAUUUUUUCAAGUUUGGCGCAACCUCUUUUACCACAGUGAUGCCACGACUCUGAGCAGUAAUUGAAAUGCGGUGCAAUGAAAGCACGAUAUAUAUCUAUCCACAAUUCAAAAGGUAAUAUUUUCUUCAAACGAUUAAGAACAGCAACCUGUUGACUAACUGUACGGCAGAUUUUACGAAUCUGUCCCUCAAACUUAAGCUUGUUAUCGACAGUGACGCCGAGGAGUUCCAUUUCGUCUUGAAUAGGGAUAACGGUUCCUUCACAGGUCAACACUGGAUUUCUCUCGACCCUUUCAAAAGUAAUUGCUUGAUAUUUUGAAUGCUUUCUUUUCAUUUGAUUGAAUUCAAAACACUCAUCGGCAUUUAUGGCAUGUUCAACCUGGUCGAUAUUUUCCGCAGACUUAAACAAUUGAGUGUCGUCGGCAUACGUGAAUAAUGUACAUUCGUCUAUAGCAUAAGACAGGUCAUUCAUGAAAAUAUUAAAGAGAAUGGGACCUAGAAUUGAUCCCUGGGGGACACCCUUCAUUAUGGUUUUCAUAGAAGAGUGUUGUCCAGUCAAUCUGACACGUUGCUGUUUGGCACUUAAAUAAUUCGUAACGAGAUUGAUAACUUUUGUCAUGAGUAUCCACCGUUAUCUUCAAGCUUUUUGACAAUAAGGUUAUGGGGAAGGGUGUCAAAUGCUUUUGACAGAUCCAUAGACACCAGACUAAUAAGUUUGUGAUUAUCUAAUUCUUUCUUGAAUUGUUCAGUUACACUAAGGAUAGCUGUGUCGCACCCAUGAUAAUCUCUAUAUUCAAAGACAUUGUUAUGAUAAAUAUCUUCAAAGUGUGAAGCAAGUCUUGAGUGAACGAGUUUUUCAAAAACUUUGGAUAAGACCUGCAGGAUUGUUAUAGGGCGAUAGUUUGUCUUUGUUAACGUACAGUCUUUCUUGUGGACCGGGACAAUUUCACCUAGUUUCCAACUCGAAGGCACUUUUCCCCUUUCAAAUAGAAAAUUCACUAAAAAGCUGAAAGGCUGACGCAUAAUUUCAGCGGAUUCUUUGACAGCUCGAGCUGGAAUUUAAUCAUGUCCAGUAGCAUUGUUUGUCUCAAGAUUCUUUAUAAUUCUCUUCACUUCACCUGGGCUUGUAUUUGUUAAGGUGAAGGGCGGGAUUGAUGAGCUUUUAUUGUCUGGUAUGACUUUGGAGGCAAUUGAUUGAAGUCAGGGUGCUGAGAACUUGAAAACAUUCUGCCAGAACCUCGGCGACUUUCUUUUGUUCUCUAAUGAAACCACCAUUGUCUUUCAAAACAAUACGCUCAUUGUGGAAAGACUGUUUUUUCCUGGAUGAAAUAUACGGUCUUAUUGUGUUCCAAAACUUCUUUUGAUCUGAAUAUUUAUCAUCGCAGAUUCUGGAAAAGUGAUCUCUUACUCUUUUCCUCCUCAUACUAACAAGUCUGUUUCUUAGUUGGCGGUAUUUUUCCCAGUCUUCAGGCUUUCGAUUACGUUCUCUCAUCACUUCCCGUAAUUCAGGGUUUAUAAAUUGAAAUUGAUCGCGAUGUUGUCGGCGAAACGAUUUAACUGGAGCAUGGUCAUUCAGAUCUUCAACGAACAAUUUUCCCAAGCCCAAUAUACAUCUUCAGGUUCAUCAAAGACGUAAGCCGUCGAAAAAGGAACCAAACUAAGGUCGUUACAAAAAGAGCCUUCAUCAAAAUUCUUGAAAGAGCGCACUCGGAUAAUUUCGGGUUCAGGUUGCGGUAUUUUCUUAUUUAGAACCGUUAAAGUAUAAACUAGGCAAUGAUCACUGAGGCCAACCUCCAAAGUUCCUGUUUCUCUGAAAUGACCUGGAACAUUCAUCAGGAUAACAUCUAAGCAUGAAGAACGCUGAGGAGAUAUUCUUGUGGGUGAAUUAUUUAAAGAAUCCAGAUCAUAAAUGUCACAAAUGUCCAGCAGACAUCUUAAUGUCAGUAAUAAUUAGCUUAAGCCAACUCAAUAACAAUAAAGUUACUACAAAUUGCAAAUAUAUUAUCUCACCUUUAAUUUUGUAAUACCUGCCUGAAACCCCCCCCACCCCAAACAAACAAAUAAAUAGGUUUGAAGCCCCGGAAAGAUCCUUUCCACAAAGUUGGUGGAAAGGAUACUCGUAACUUAACAGUUGGUAAUCCAAAGGAGUUUUCGAAAGAACAAUAUAAUGAUUAGAAAUACACGACAAGAGUCAAACAAGUUAAGGAUCGCUAUUUUCAUUUUCGAUUCCUGAAAUGAAAGCGCCGAGUUCGUUAUUAGCUGGUUUUGUCUCUCUCGAGAUGAAAAGAAGCGAGCUUCAUUCUCUGUGCCAGUAUUCAGAUAGAAAAUCAUGUUUGCCAGGUCAGGACUUUUGGAGAGGCCACGUUAUGUAAUACUCCUAAUUAAAUAAUUUAUAAUGGUGCUUAUGAAUACAUCGUAAUAUAUACAUUGUGGGGGGAAGGGGGAGGAAACGUCGAAUGUCAAGUCAAUUUGUUUGCUUUUACCUGCAAUUUUAAAGGUGGAAGGAACUUAAGCAAUAUCAAACAUCAAACGAUCAAACUGCAAUCUCACUCCUGGUUGAAAACUUCCCAGAAGCAGCUGAAGUUGUUCUUGAUCAAUGCGUACGUUCCUCGGACCAUCUCAACCCAGCCGACCCAGACUACACUGUAACUUAUGACUUCAAGCACCUAGAUCCUGGUCCAGAUGCUGACAUGUCGAGUGGAAGGUUUUCCACUGUUCAGAUGAUGAUAAAGCACAAGCGUGAACGACUUCUUCUUCAUCCUCUUACGCUGAAAUUUAAUGAACGAAAGUGGCAGAGUUUAGGAAGAUACGUCUUCUUAUUCGACUUUGUUACUUAUCUCUUGCUUAUGGUGCUCUUUACUGUAUUUAUAGUCGACGAUAGGUCAGACCACACCUUCAGUGAACCACUACAGCAAAAACCGUCAGAUUAUUACUACGACGAAGACGACCUCUUCAAAGGAACUAUGUCAUUUUUGAUCUUGACUUUCUCCUUGCUCCACAUAUGCAAAGAACUGUUGCAAAUUUACGUUCAGCGUUGGAACUACUUCAAGGACCUGUCUAAUUACCUGAACUGGGCACUGUAUAUCUCUUCAGCCUUGUUUAUGGUCCCCUACGUCGCAAAGCCAGAAGACGUCGACAAGUUUUUUGACAGUACGAAGGCCUCCUUAGUACUUUGGAAUAUUGGAGCUGUUGCAAUCUUCGUGUGCUACACCAACAUGAUGCUGUUUCUCAGAAGAUAUCGCUUGUUUGGCACUUACAUCUCAAUGUAUAUUGAAGUGACGAAGACUGUAUUCCAAGUUAUGUUCGUGUUUGUUUUUCUGGUUCUGGGAUUUGCAUUGGCUUUUUUCGUCCUCUUUAAAGAACAGGUAAGUUAGUUCUCAGGUAUUGUUGGCUAGUCAGUUAAUCUUGCGAGGAAAAACCAGAAUUCUGUAAUUACUGAGUUAAUUUAUCUAUAAAAAAAGAUAAGAAAGAAACCUUAGGUUUUGGGAUCCAGACAAAAUGCCCCUUUUCCUUUAUAGAGAUUUCCCUUCAAUAGAGGUUGAUACAACAGCGGAUACAAAGAUUACAUUAACAUUUUUCCGGGACCAAAUUUUGUUCUCCCUUGAAGGGGUUGUCCCAACGGAGAGGUUCCACUGUAUCAAACAUAUCCAGGAAGACUAUUAGAAGAUGACGUCAAUUCAGUUCAACUACGUACUAGUAUCCUAUGUUUUGAGGGAUCCGAACCCCCAAAGGUUCUUUCGUUAAAGAAAGAAAUAAUUAAAAACAGUAGUAAAUAUUAUAAUCACUGCUGAUCGAAGAGCGUUGUGACAAUUACCAAAACGUUUCUCGUUGUAACUGAUGCUGGGCCAGUUUAGGGUUUUGGUUUUUAGCAAAUCAUCACAUCUGCUCUAUUUAGCCCUCUCGUGAACAUUUCUAGUUUCAAUUAACACUACGGUCUUGAACGCGCUUGACCUCCCAUUUUUGUUUUCCUUUGACAGUCGCUAACUUAAUGCAGGGAGAAGCCAAAGAUCGCGUUUUGUUGGCUGGCAAAGACGUAUCGAAACCGGUCCCUUGAUUUUACCGAUUAUUCCAAGCAACCUAUAGCGAUUUUUGGCUCGUCCCUGCUUCAAGGUACUGACACAGAAAGCAGUAGAAGUCUUUUUUUAAGCGAACGCUGUUCAUUGCACUAAAUUGCCAAGAGUCGACCUAAUGGUGUAACUCCACUGUUAGUAUGCAACUAUAUGUAAACCUCAUGAAACCCAAUUCGGGCGAGCGCUCGAAACGUUCGCUUGUGAGUCAAAUUAAAUGGUGGCCGAUUUUCUUUAUCUACUCACUUGGUAAAACCGCAUUUUAUCUCAUCAUUAUCAUUCAGCCUGCAUUCCAUUCAGUGCAUCAUUCCCUGCUCCGCGUGCUUGUGAUGAUGAUUGGUGAACUGGACUUUGUACCAACCUUCAUAGACACCAUAGGAGAGAAGUGUGAAGAGAACAAGAAUCUGUUAAAUCCAUUCCCUUUUACUGGACAGUUCUUCCUCUUUUUGUGCUUGUUUCUCCUUACUACCGCUCUGAUGAACCUUUUGGUAAGGAACCGGUUUGAUAUGUAUUUUUAACAGCUGAAAGAGUAGCCUGAGAAAACGGCCGACAUUUCGCGACAGUUUCCCCGCGAAAUGACAUCUGAGAAACGAGUACAGAAAUUCCAUACUGAUGACGUGUCACUACCCUGAUCUGGGUAGUGCUCUUAAUUAGUUGAAGGAAAUUUCCCUCGCCGCACGACCAAUCGGAAGUUCUGACAAGAUCUGGGAAGUAAAACGUCAUCAGUAUGACAUUUCUGUGCUCGUUCCUCAGACAUCAUUUCGCAGGGAAACCAUCGGUGGCGUCCAAAAGUUCGUCUGUUUCCUCAGGCUGUUGAAAGAGCCUGUUGUAGUUUUCUGCGCAUAUGUAGGACUUUGAGUUUUAAUUCGAAAGAACAGUUUUCAAAUAUAAAUUUGGUAAUGAAAAAACACUUUUCCAACUGGUAUCGAUUUCCUUAGAACUGUGUAGGCUAAUGUUAAAUUUGUCGAAACAAUCACGCGUCAUCUGUAAAGGUUCUGCACAGGACAUUUUUUAUCUUUUCUAAGUCCAAAUCUAAAUGUGGUUUAGUCGACAACAUCCACGAGGGACAUCACGCCAACUCUAAAACACUUGGGAUUGGAGAUAUAAAUUUUAAACGAAGAUAUGAUCAUUGCAGUGGUAAUUGAAACUUAAGUAAUUGCAAAUAAACCCGAAAAAAAAAAUUGAGACUUCAACGGGAUUCGAACCCAAGGCCUCUGCGUUACCGCUGUGUGCUGUACCAUUUGAGCUAUGAAGACCCAUCCCUGGGAGCAGGCCAAAUUGUUGAGUUCAUCUCAACCCCUGAAAGGAAUAAAACAAUGAUGAUGUGGAUUGCGGAGACCGAGGCACAAAUUUUAAAUAGAGAUAUGAUCGUCGCAGCGGUAAUUGCCAUUACCACUUGUUGAUUACAAGUUAGUCAUUGGCCUUGAAAGAGCCCGCACACGACGUUGUUAGUUAAAGCCGUAUAUGCGCAUUUUAAUGAUGGUCGAAAGUAGCUUCGCGACUACUUUGGGUUUUGGUACACGCGCUCGGUUGGUCACGUCUAACUGACAGUAAGUUCAUCGUAUUCUUGCCGUGACUGCCAUUAAAAAAACAUUUUUAAUCAAGAAAAAAAAAGAUAUAACCGUAUUUACUGGAACGUUCUAGCUACAGCGAUCAGUUACCUUAAAGGUUCUUUGAUGUAGCUAUUUUUCGAAGAUGGCGAUGUGGGGUUUAGCAAGUGAAGUUCGCUGCGUUGAACAGUUUUUAAUUUCAUGUAAUGGGCGGAUGACAUAAGUGGUCCAAUAAUAAAAAAAGUAUUUGGCGAAGCACUUCGUAACAAAUUAAGCCAACCAGAAACGGACAAGUCAGACGAUAUACUAAGUUUACUUUUACAAAUGUUUAUUUUAUUGUAAUAAAUUUUACCGUACAAUUUUCUUGCAGGUUGGUCUGGCCGUGGGAGACACCAAAACAAUGAAGAAAUAUGCCACGAUCAAGAGACUUGUGAUGCAACUGGAAUACCAGUUUAAAAUAGAGGAGGCGUAUCCCAAAAGCAUUAUCCGAAAGGUUUACGAAAGCAUUCGUGUAGAGAAGCCCAACAAGCUGUCUAGAGUCAACAGGUAUACCUCAUUUUGACCAAAUGGCGGUAAUAAAGCGUAUGUGUGUGUGUGUUCUCAUAGUUCGUUUGUUCGUGGGCACUCAUAUAACUGUCACCGAAUAUUUUCAGUCAGGUUUUCUUUUCAUUAACGUUUAUUCUAAAUAUUGCUUGUCGCAAAAUCGCUUUGGAUAUUUUAAUUCAUAUUUUUGCCUAGAUAGUGCAAGACCACGAAAUUGUCUUGGUUGCCAGGAGUCGCUGGAAUAGAAAGGCAAUCACCGCCUAAUAUUUGCAACAGCUAUUGCUACACUGUUGAUCAGUUUUGAUCAGUUUUCUUGAUAGGGUUACCGGAAAUUGGAAUUCCCAUAUCGGUGGUAAAAUUCGAUUGAAAGGAAAAUACAUUUCAACUUGUUUUACUCCUCAGAAUAGAAGAGUGGCUCCAUGCAAGGUUUGCGGAAGCAGCUCCAGAACCGGUCGAAGAGGGUCAAACAUCUGAAUUUGCUGAACUAAAAGAAGAGAUUUUAAAAAUCAAGAAGAGGAUCAAAUCUAUGAUGGCCAUGAUGGAGGCCCUAGAACAAGCUGCUCAAGAACCUGGCAGUUGCCGUCGACCCAAAAUUUAAGUUUCCGCAAGAUGUUGAUAAAUGAAUGAGUGGUGUACCGCGGGUACCGCUAAGUGAAGCCAGCAAAGAAAGCGAAAUGCUAACGUAACAUUUAUUAAGCGUCUAGUUUACAAGAGGGUAAAAGCUCAUGGAUGCUGCUUUUUAAAGUGUGUUGUGUUCAGUUCUUUGAUAAAAAAGGACGUGCAUGUCUAUAGCUGACGUUUCAUUCAGCAUUCAUAGCAGUGCUUCUGCAACGAUUAAACGUCUGAUGCAUUUUUUGUAAAGUAGGGUAACCAAUCGUAAGGUGAAGCUAAUUAUAAGUGAUUUUCUCCGCACCUGCACCAUUGCUUUGGCAAACAGCGUCGUUAACCAAUCACAUCUUUUUGUUAGGAUUCAUGAACCAACAAACAGGAAUACACACGUUUCAAAAUUUCCUGAUUUUUCUUAGUCGCUUGGCGCCACGGAAUUUUAUAGAGACCCAGCAGUUUGAUUUUGUGUAGUUGUCACAGCUCACGAAGACCGUAACAUAACCCUAUCGAAACUAGAGUGGAAUACGGAGAAAUAUUCUGAUUGUUAUUGUAAAACAAUUCAGCUCUUCAACGCUGGGCUCUUUGAAUCUCCAGAAUUAGAUUCAGGGGCUUUGCUUGUUGACGCCCUUGGGGAUGACGUAGUUGACCCCUAUGGGGCGAUUGUUUAAACAACACCUUUUCGUAGGACCUUUUCAUAGCUCUGAUUAAUUUGUAUUACUUUACAAAAUAAAAUCGGUUGAGCUUUACAAAGUUUAUCGAAAUGUGCGUUGCAAAGGUAUGAAAAAAGCACAACGCACAUUUGGAUAAACUUUGUAAAUCGACUGUAAAACUCAAUCGAUCAUUUGCGUUGCACAGUAUCUGGCAAUUUUUUUAAAUAACAUCGGGCCUUUUUCUUGAUUCGAUUUUUGCAU